This is a messenger RNA of Xyrichtys novacula (pearly razorfish), 59370 nucleotides long. Lineage: Eukaryota; Metazoa; Chordata; Actinopteri; Labriformes; Labridae. The record is from the annotation of a GenBank genome assembly.
CGGAACUGUAGAGUCCAGGACGAGCCGGAGUGCACCGCCCGUCCUCGUUCACAAAUUGUACAUAGUUAUUUAUUUAUUCCGCUGAAUCUCCGUCUCCUCCUCCUCUAACUAUGACUCGCUGGAUUCCCACCAAAAAGGAGAAGUAUGGAGUCGGUAAGUUCUUGAAUCGUGUCUGCGUGUUUUAUUGACUCGCCGAGUAAACUUCCAGCAACUAUUCCAACUUUCGGGGAGAGGUGAGCGGAGCUGGGAAACACGACUUUUAGUGGUUUCUGUGUUGUUGUUGGAACAUGUCGGGUAUAAUUAGCUCGUGUAGGUUUCACAGAGUUUUAUUGAAGUCCAGAAAACUCCGUAUUUCCUCCCCUCGUUGUCAUAGAGACUGUCGGUAUUUGCUCGUAGUAUGAACCAAACUUGUAUAACUGUCCAGAUGAGGUGCUGAGGAAAAAAUGGGAAAAAGAGGCAGGAGUUCAAUGAGCAUACCAGUCAUUCUUAUGAUCAGUCUGACUGAACUGAGUGAAUUUAAGUGAGGUCUCAUUUUGGCUUAAAGCACCCCCUAAAGGACUCUCGUAGGGCCCCACAUGGGAGCCACAGCUGUGACUGAACUGUGUGCUGCAUUUGCAUACUCUUUUACACGUAUUUAAGCUUUCUUUUAAGGUUAUAAAUCCCCUUUUUUGUGUUCCUUAAAGGUGUGGCCCUGCCCCAUUUACAGUGCCCCAUUUUGCACACCACCACGCAGGCAUGUUCCUGCUAUCAGGUAGUUGUCCACACCCCCAAGGCAAAUCUGCACAGAGAGCUGACACUGUUAUAAAUUCCUCUCGGCUCAACUGUAAUGACUUUAUUGUUUGAUUUUACUGUCGGCUCAUAACAGGUUUGCUGGUCAUUGGUUACCUCUGUGACUCACUCCUCUUUAAAGCGACAGGCUCAGUUUCCUGGUGUGCAGCAGAUGUGCUACACCUGAAGAAAAGCCUGUACGUUAUGUUGGUGAAAACGCCCAGUGUGGAGUCUCUCUCUCUCUCUCUCUCUCUGAGCCCAGGACUGAAAAUACCUCAGCUUUGUGCUCUGACCUGGAUCUUUCAGCGACUUUAUCUCUGAUUUUGAAGAGCCAACUGCGUGCUCUGUUGACUAAUAACAUUUUUAACUCACAAAUUUGGGCGUGUGUGUUUGAAGCUCUCGGCAGCAUGUGCGCUCCCUCUCUCUUGAUUAUAUACGACCUUGUUUCAGCAGCUGAUGUUGAGGAAUGUUUUGUGUUAAUCCCUUUAGAUCCCAGUGUGGUGUUCAAAACUGUUUCCUUGUGCGAUGGUGUUGACGGUGUUAUUCUCCUGCCACUCGCCUCAGAAACAGGGCAGAAGUCACCCACACUGUACUUAAUCCUUAAAAUGCCAUCAGACCCUGUACAAGGUCUUACAUUUUUAAUCCGAUUAUCUUCCCAGGAUGUGCCCAAAUACAGGCAACUUCCUUUGGGGAUGGGAGAGGAGAUCACCAGGUCUCUGAUAGUAUCAGUAAUAUCAGUCUAGCUAACAAGGAACUGUGGGUAAUAUGAGGAUUAAGAUACCACAAUCUUUAAUGGUGAAUUUGUGGCUCCAUUAUAACAGGAUAGCUUCUUAAUUUUCACAUCCUGAAGAGACACAGUCCUCAGGAGACUUAUGAGCUUUGAAAUCAGCAGGUGAUGAAAAUGUGUGCUCCCUCAUGAGUUUAAUUCACAGCCUUUCUUUUCUUUUUUUAAUGAAUGCAUCCAUUAUUACGUUUCAGCCCAAAUCGAGUGAAUAAUUUUGAUUUAACUACUCGUAUUUAUGUUGGACCUCGCUGAUGUUGUCAGAUAGACUGAUUAAUCAGGCUAGUUUAUGGUGUGUUGACAAAAUUAGAGUCGGCUAAUGUGUGUGCUCACAAGCCCAAUAAAGAUAAUUAAAAACUAAAGAAAACAAAGCUUUAAUAAUGAUCUCAACGAAUGCUCCUACUUCUUAUUAUUUCAAUGUUGAUGCUGAAAGAAGUGUCCCAAAAGUGGGCUCUCUCUGUCUCUGUGAUGGUCAUCUGAUCAGCAAAUCUGGUUUCCUGGGUGACCAGCCCAUCCUUUUUAUGAUUGGUCAGCUGGAGCAGUCAACACUAACACCUUAUGGAAGGGGAUCAGUAAGGCUACAGGCCAGAGCAGCUGAUGACAGCACGCUAAAUUAAGUGUGAGUGCCCUGGAAAGAUGCUGGGUAAAGUGGGUUCUCUCUCUGUGUUCACAUGCUGCAGCUCUGCAAAAGCCAAACAGUCCCACUGUGAGCUAACUGUGGCUAACUAACACAACUCCUCCAACUCACAGUUUCUCUGCUAUGUGAGCAUGCUCAUUAACUACAAUGGGGUAUAGAUUAUUGUAGAAACCGGUAAUCAGCUCAUACAUUCUGCAGACACUGCAGGCAGCCUGUCAAACUGUGUAAAUGUCCCUCUGUACAAUAACACUCUUUUCCACAACCUUUAAAGGGAUAUUCCAGAAUAAAAUUAAUUUAAGGUCAAACACACCGCUACACUGAGUUAGACACCCCUGUGAGUAAUGAAUGUUGCUGACCACUUGUUAUACCAACUUUAGUAACGACCGCAGGAUAGCAAUACAGAGAGUUACACACUCAACCAAAACGCCACUCUACAGCCACAAAUAAUGCUCAGAACAGCACCUAACUUCAUCAACAGGACAUAUAGGGUCACAGACAUAGUACUAGACACCAAACAUCUUUUUAACUUUGACUCAUUUCUUUAGCAAAGAGACUAAACACAACUCACCUACUCUCUUCCAGCAGCAGUUCAUUUGUAGCGAGACCUCAGGCCAGUCCAUUACGGACUACAGCGGGGUGACGCAGCUCAAGGAAGAACAUUUAUGAUCAUUUCUUUAUCGUUUCCUUGAAGUAAAAAUCGUCAUUUUAAUCAUUUUGCUCUGCAGACGCGGUAGUUCUUCUGCCUUAGCGUCUCGGUCUGAUUGUAUUUCCAUGAAGAAAUGAUCAUAUUAUAGUGCCAUUGAAGAAACUGAAAACAAACAACAUCAGAAUUAUAAUUUGGUUAUCAGCUCACCCGCUCUCUAUCAGCUUGUUUAAGAAAACAUCAGUCAAACACAUACGUCUCUCCUGCAGAUGAUGUCCACGCCUGAUAAGAAUAACUCAGGGACUCAAAGGUUGAAUCAUCCUUUUUGUACACAUCAAAGUCUGUUUAUAGAUUUUGCUCCUGACCAUGUGAUAAAGAAGUUUCAUAAACAUGCAGCUCCAGAGGGAGCUGCGUAAUAUCUGAUAAAAGAUGUCACCUCUGAUAACAGCGGCUGGUGUGAAAUCACAAAUGAACAAAAAUCUUCAGAUGCUGAGGGGAAGGAACAAAAGUGAGUUAAACUGACCUUUCACCUGCUUUUCACUGAAACCUGAGCGAGCAGAGGUCACACAAACAAUAAGACAGAAAAUCUCAGAUGGAACUUGAGACAGCAAGGUUGCAUUGUGGGUAAUGCAAGUGGCCGUUUUGACCAGAAGUAGCAGUUGUUUCAUCAAGGUGAUAUUUGAAGUUGUGCUGCACCAGUUCGGAUCUUUUAGAGAAGAGCUCUGAGUCUGACGUUGUUAAAGAGUGAUCAGCUGUGAGCUCUUCAUAAACAGAGAUGCUUCAAUAACAGCUUUUUCCAUUUGAUACAGAGACUUAAGUACAGACUGACACUAAUGUGAUGCAAGAGCCAUCAAACAUUACUUUUCCAUUUGCAGUUAAUUGAUAAAUUUCACUCGCUCUGUGUGAUGAAUUGCAUUUUUUAAUCGCAUUUUUAAAGUGUUAUUUUUUAAUAGUUCAAGAUAUUUUUUAACACCAGUAUCAACAAUAUAAAGCAAUUCAAGCCAAUUAAGAAUCAAAUUAAAGUAAUGAAAUGUUCUUUAUUAUCUCGGCUGUCGGAUUGUUUUGUUCAGAGAAAUGCUGCACUAGUACACACCGGUGUGUUUUGGACCUAUGACCUGCUUAAUCUGCUUUGAAACACGAAGUUAAUCUUUACGUUUUAAAGCCAAGAACUGUGUGCACUUAUUAAGAGAGACGUUUGAUUUGUCAUUUUGGUGUUUGUACUCUUUAGGAGUUCCACUUCGAUACGUGAUAUUAUUGUUCCCUGCAAAAGUAAAUUAAAUCACAGCAGGUCAACUCAGACUGCACCUGUAUGCUUGGCUUGUGGAUGGUGUUAAAGUACAGUUAAAACCAGAGUUUACACUGAUACCAAUGCUCAAAAAAUCUGUUUAGUUCAUGCAAAUAGAGGAUACAAACUGACUACUUUAGUGUUUUUGGUUGUCUGAUUUUUGAUGAGCUUUUAAGAUUUGUAAUGCAGAUGCUCGUCUCCCCCGGGAAUCUUGUUUUACAAACUGCAAAUCUCUAAUCCUUUUCAGAGACUGUUCAAUAUUCCCACUUUACACUCAUUUUUAUUUAUUUGUGUUUCAUUAUAAUAAACCAGUAAGUCCAGCUGAGGGCUUGUUCAGUUUGGAGUAAUUUUACCCGCAUCUACAUUUCUGUGUUCAGGAUGCAGAGGACACAGAUGAACAUCAGCCUCUGACACUGAUGCGUUAUUAGUCAACAAGGCUGAUAUUUGCAGAUACAGAUGUCGGACGAACACGCGAGAGCGUCCCUGAGCACUUUGGUGCUCAUCAUUUAAUUCCAUUCAACACCAAAAACAUCCAUCUGGGAAAUUUUAAAGUGAACUGCGCCGUUCUGGAGUGCAGCAGCGGUGGAGUUACUUUCCAUCAAGGUUGCAGCUGGAGCUGAGGCUUAAUUAUGGUGCGCCUAAAGGGACAAAAAGGGCAUUUCAUUACGAAGAAACUGAUGCGUUUAUUUCAGACCUUAAUUGCAUCCUAAUCCUGAUUUACAUGUCGACGCUGACACUCUGACAUCCCUAAUAUUGAAAUAUAUAUACUGAUGCAGCAUUUUAUACAGUUACUGGUGCCACCCUAGAGUCUAGACUGACCCUGACCUGUUUGUUGUGAAGGAUUAUAAUCGUCUACACUUCUGCUUCUUCAUAUUUUCAAGUAUCUAACAUGCUAUUAAAACAACAGCACUUACUCUUGAAUGCUUAAUAUAAUGUUAAAUACAUAUUCAUAUCCACUUCAAACAUCUUUAAGCUUUUGGGCUUUUAAAAUAGUAAAUACACGCUUCUUUCUCUCCACCUGUAGUCAUCGUCGGGGUGUGUGACCACUAAGGGGUUUUCCUCCAUGACUCCAUCUGGGGUCUGUAUUUAGAGCAAUUUACAGGGAGGGUCAGAACACCAGGACCCCUCAAUCCCCAAAAGAAAACAAGACACACUAUCCUCCGUGGGAGCACUGAAAACAGAGGGGCAGGGCCAGGUGGAGGAGGGUGGGGGGGUUCAGUGCAGGAGUUAGGAUGGUGCCUCUGUGUUGUGAGAAGGAAGUCCUUAUUAGGAAGAUUUUCCACAAAUAGUUUCUUUAAAAAUGUCUUUUUCUUUUUCUUUUCAGUCCAUGAAUUUUAAAUAAGCAAAUAUUAAUUUUAAAAAGUAAACGGCUGAAGGCACAAAGAGGAAAAACACUCCAACUGUACGUACAGUGGAGGCAUCAGGUGUUGAGGAGACUCUCUGUCUAACAGCUCAUGAAUCAUGGUCACAUUUCCCUCCAUCAUCAGCUGAAUGUGGAGUUUUUACUCUAAACUCUGCACAGUUUUUCUGCUUUGAUUAUUUAUGAAUCUGUAUAAUUACUACAUUUACACCAGUUUACACCUCCUAACUCUCUCUCCAUAAAUCAUAAUAAUGUUACGGCAGUGAGUGGACUGUCUUACAGUUGUAGCUCUAUUGUGUCCUGUUCAGGGAACUACAGUCGUAAAAAGCCGGUACACUGCAGUCAUCUUAAAAGAACUUCCUCUUCUCAAAAUUGUGCAAUAAAUUGCGAUUAAGUUUCCCACAAGAGGGCGGAGAACGGGUUGUUGGCAUUGCAGGUGUUUUGAGCUGCAUGUGUGCCUUAAAGCUCUCACAGGCUUUAAUUUCUCUUAAUGACUUAAAGAAGUAACUCAGACCACUGGGAGCAAGAUCGGCUGUUCCUGUAUACUGAAGGUUUUAAUGCCUGCAGACUCUGUGAGGGGGUAGGAGUCGAAUCAUCAGACUGACAGCAUGCUGUAGAAAAGCCUUUUUAGCUCUGUCCAAGGUAAAUAUUCAAAGUGAGUGAUGCAUUUAGCUGCUGAAAGAAAGCGAGGUGAGAUUUUUCCUCUUAUACCGGAAAAAAGAAAGCAUCAGUGAAGAGAUAAGAGGCCUCCUUUUGUUUACAGGAGGUGCCAAAGUGGAAGUUCUUCACAGGAGAAGUUUUUUUGAGCUGCAGCCUCCUUAGAUUAUAAUCAGCUAAUCUGUGUGUCACCAUCUUGCACCGUCAAACCUUAUUGCCUGCGGUGAUGUACAUGUUGACCUCGUCUGACUUGUUAUGAACUGACCGGACGGCUCAGCGGGACGAACCUGAAGGUAGAAGACAUCUGUGCUUUUCCUCUCUCUGAUAAGGCCGUAGUAAUUUUCUGUCUGUUAAAUGUUGCAGCAGGGUCUUUAACCACACUUAAAAGAUGAACCCUCUCUGGACUUAAUUCUAUCCCUUUUUCUACUAUUAGCUUUGAACUUGAGAAUUAAGUUUUUGAUUUAUGGGUAACCUAUGAGGACUUCUUCGCUGGAGCACCGUUUAAGAGCUGCAGAUCGUUUCUGGCUGUCUAGACAGCGGCAGACGAGAGGCAGAGGACUCCUCUGCUUUUGAAACGUCGUGCCUGAGGAGAGUUGGCUCCGAAACAGACAUUAAUAGACCUGCUUUUACCUAAUGAGACACUGUACCUUUCCCUGCAUUAGAAGCUCUUAUAAAUAUGCUCCGAUUCAAGUUUCAGGAGAGAUCUCACAUAAUACGUCAGUGAAUUAUAUCCAGCUGAAGACCUUUACAAAUUCAUUACAUCAUUUUUUCUUAAUGGAAAACUUUGCUUUUAGUGUCGUUUUUACUCACAGGCUCUUCAGUUCGAGUGAAAGUGUCUGAUUCGGUUUAACAAGAACCUCGGCGUCUGCCUCACAUAUUACUGUCUUCUCUAUUAUUUCAUUUCUUUCAUGUUGGAGGUAGAAAGUUAUCAAAAUGAAUCCACUGAACCAGGCCGUCUGCAUCAGUUUAUUAUCAGGGGUUUGGUGGCUCCGCUCCUGCGUCUUGCAUCACUUUUGCAUGUGAGAGUUUGUUAAAUCUAUUUCGAAGUUAUAAGCGCUGUGUUUAUGUUUGCCUCCUCAGCCCCUCACUGAUGAGCGCAUUAGAUUCACAUUUAAUGGCGUUAAGUUUGACGAGCUGCCAGCGGCUGCAGGAACUACCCAGCCGUGGUGGUCUUUAAUUGUUGGCUAAUCCAGCUCCAUUAUAAAUCAUUUAAAGUGAAUAAAGGCUGACUUUGAUUUAGAAUUAGUAUGCGCAUUAACGCGAACCUGCACGGAGAGACAAAGGCCUUUCUUAAAUGUGCUACAGCAGCUCUGCGAUGAGAGCUCCGGUUAGUUUAAGGGUUGUGAAGAUAUUGUGUCUGAGUUGUGUUGCCUUUAGUUCGGACAGUGUGGCAUCACAACACGCUCAACUGGGUCCCUGCCUUUGGAAAAUCGCCCCGCGGUUGCCGGGCCUGCACGCUGUGACAAGUUGGUGAAUGGACUAUUGUCAGUCUCAGCACGUCCCGAGGUCGAUGUCAUUUCUUUGGUGCAUGUUUGAUUCGAUAUUGUCGUGGCUGCUUCCUGGAUGAUGUUUGAAUGCACUCUGAGGCCUCUCAUGAAAUUUCUCUGUGACAUAUCCUACAAACGGAUAUUUUCUCAGGGAUGAUGUAACACUCCUACACUGAUGACUUUUCCUUCACGUGUGACGACAAACAAAAAUAUGAGAAGACGUAGGAGGAGAGAGAGAUAACACGCACCAGAUCUUGUCAGCGCCAGAAAUAGAUCCUGUGACCAGUGUGACGAGGAUUAAAGCCUCUGUAGGUGAUUUCUUCCACCCAGCGGGCAAUAAUUAGAGAGCAGGCUGGUUUAAGGCUGAUGUCUGUUUGAUAAAAUAAACAACUUGAAUUAAGAUUUUGUUAUUACUGGCCUUGGUGGUUUUAGCUCAGUUAGUCAUUGCCAAAGGGGGACUUUGGGGUUUCUGUGGGUAUAAAAACGGAGUAAACAACAGGGUAGAUGCACGGGGUAGGAAUGACUCGCAGCCCCACGGUAUGAUUUUAAUCACGAUACUUGGGUCAUGAUAUGCUAUUAUCAUGAUAUUUGGGCCACGAUAAGAUACUAUAAUGAUACUUGGGCCACAAUAUGAUAUUAUCAUGAUACUUGGGGCCAUAAUACAAAAUUAUCAUGAUACCUGGGGCCACGAUACUUGGGCCACAAUAUGAUAUUAUUACGAUAGUUGGGCCACAAUAUGAUAUAAUGAUACUUGGGCCAGGAUGCGAUUUAUUGCGAUUCUAACAUUUUGCAAUACAUUGAGUAUUGCGAUACAAUGUAUUGCAAUUUAUACAAAAUCUUUUAACUGUUUAGAUAAUUUAGCAUUUGUCUCUCCUUUACGUGUGUCUUAUUUAUGCUGCAUUUCUUGUGUUGACUGUCUCCUACUCUAACCAACCUCACUGGACAACCAGUUGAUUUUAUUUUUCCAUUAUCAUAGAUUUGACUUUAUAAUAGCAAUUAAUUUGAAAAAUCAAUACUUGGUAAAUGAGACGAUACAAUAUAUCACCAGACAAAAUAUCGUGAUAUUAUGCUGUAUCGAUUUUUUUCUCCUACUCCUAGUAAAUACUUGAGGGGGAAAGUCAUAACAGUCAUGCACAUUAAAGCUCCUUCGAGGAACUUUUGGCCAAAUCUGGUCUGUGUCAGAUUUGGCGCCCCCUUGUGUUGACAGGCUGCAGUAGUGUGAAUGUCUGAUGUCAAAAAUGUAAAAAUAGGGCUUUUCCAUCAGUGGUUCUUAAAUCUGUUGCACAAACUGAUGAAUUUGUCUUUUAUUUAUUUAUUUAUCUUAGACAUGUCACUGGCUUGCGUAAUGACGUGUAUAAUUACAUUUUAAUGUGCAUAGAAAACUGGAGUUAUAGAUGAGUGUCUUUGUGUCCCGCCCAGCUGAUAGUUUCCUUUUUAGAGUCCUAUCACUGUAACUCAACGCUGAUUCAGAACCAGGCAAUUCAGGCCACAACAAUCACAGAGAAAGUAUGCAAAAUCCUGCCGGGACUCUUCACACAUUUGGAUUGAAAGAGACUGGGAAAGUAUUUUGCUGCUGCUGCAGAGCUUCUGAACCCACGUUGGUUUGGCUCAGCUAUUUGCUUUUUCCUUCUGAUGCCCAGACUUCACAGGAAGGCGUCAUUUACAUAAACCUGCGCAGGUAAAUUUCCGACAACAUUAGCCAGCAUGAGACCGACCUAAUAUUGAAAGAGCCCAAGGGCUGUUAUACAAACACUGUCCAAGAAUAAAAACAGAUUCCCUGUGGUGAUGUUUUGUCUGGGCAAAUGUUUUCUUACGGAGAGCUGGAAGAAUCUAUCAGUGAGGAGGAAGUCAUGGAGAGAGAAGGGUAGUCACAUUCAGUCAAGUCAAGUUUUUGGUAUUCAGACUGAGGUGCGAUAAGCUGAGCCAGUUGAAGCGUGCUGUGAAAUCUAGCCUCCAGCAACAAGCAUUAUCACCAUGCAAGUCAGGGCAGAGCCCUGCUCAUAGUUCCUCUAUUUCCCUAAGAGAAUGAGUGGCUGCGCUCUGCUGCAGCUCCCUCAAGUCAUGACAAAGACCUCUGCUACAGUAUUGUUUGCCAAGGUUUCUCUUUUGGAAUGACUGCCUGCCUCUCUAUGUGUGUGUGUGUGUGUGUGUGUGUACACGCAUGUGUGUGUACUCUUGUGGGAUUCCUCCCAUACGUGUCCUGGUUUGAGAGUUGCGAAGAACAGACAGGAGUCUCCUCCAGGAAAGCUGUUAGGUUAAUAAACUGAGUGAAGGCAGGGCCAGACCUCGCAGGUGAGCCAGCUGGCAGGAAAGAAACCCUGCAGAGUGUAACCACUGACCAAAGACCACGGUGGUGAGAUAAUAUCUGAAAAAUAGAGGGCGAGACGCCACCCUCUUCUGAGCUCUGCUGCCGACUUCUGACACUGCAGCGGUACAGUCCCAUUUACUGCGGCGUUAAACACGGCCGCGGGGUAUUUGUUUCAAUUAGGAAUCGUCAAAAUGCACUAAAGGUUUGAGUCACACUGUUCUGCUGCACAAACACACCGCCUGCCGUUCGAAGGGAUGAGGAAUAAAUCAAAGAUCAAGCUCCUCAAUGCUUGCGGGUCCAAGUUCAGGGACAUGGGGGGUGAUUUGGUUUCCUUUUUCUAGCCUCUGAUCCAGAGCUUUCUUAAAAACAGGCCUGCUCCUGCGUGCAGAGAGUGAUUUGAAAAGGGAUUCGGGGUUUUACUUAAUCCACUGGCCCUGGUGGAGGGAAAAAACUCCUCGGUCAAACUGUGCGCAGAAAUCUUCUCUUUGUGUUCGGCUUUUGAUGAAUUUUGAGCGAGCCUUACUCCUAAUGAGGUGUCCUCUGUUUUAUCUUCCAGCGAUCUACAAUUAUGAUCCAAGCGGAGAGCAGGAGCUGUGUCUGCAGGUGGGGGACACGGUGCACAUACUUGAGAAAUUGGAAGGUGAGCGAGCUUGAACGCACGACAGGCCUCGACACGUCUCUCUAUUCCGUCUCCAGAGCAAGCUUGCACAGGCUCUUAAAUGAAACUCUGAACUAGGCUGCACUCAAUAAGCUAUGCAUAAUCAUGUAAAUGAGUCCACCACAUUGUCCUCCUGACAGGCUGGACUGUCAUCGCUCCUGUCUUGUCCACUGCCUCUCCCUCUCUCUCUCUCUCUAACACGUUCCUCUUUUGAUUUCUCUUUCCUCAGGCUGGUACAGGGGCUACACGCUCCGUAAGAAAUCGCACAAGGUAAGGGCAUCAUCAGCGUUUUCUCUUCUUCUUUUAACUAAAGCUGUGAUGUAUUUACGCUAAUAGUGCCUCAUUGCUUCCUUAGGGCAUUUUCCCGGCAUCCUACAUCCACUUAAAGGAGGCUUCAGUGGAGGGAACAGGGUGAGAGCACGUAUCAGUAAACAGAACAUUGUGAUGAUUGCCCAUUUUGCUUUUAGUGCUCCAAAAACAUUUUCCAAUAGCUUAUCAGAGCGCUUGUAAUUAGCACAAGUGAGGAUUCAGUAGAGCUUGGCUUUGUAGGGAAUCCGUCCAACUCUUCAUCUCGUAUAAAACUGCUCUUGAGCCUUUUUUUCAAUGAUGUGACAUGACCAGUGAGUGAUGGGCCACUUCCCCAGUAUCUUAUUAUUGUCUUCUUGUGGCUGGUAGCCAGCAGGAAAUAAUUAUUCCGGCAGAUUUACCCCUGGUGCAGGAGCUGGGGGCGACUCUGAGGGAAUGGGCACAGAUAUGGCAAAAGCUCUACGUGGUGAGUAUGAAUUGUGUGUCGUUCUUAUCGGCCUCUUUGUCUGGAGUACACGCAGUACUGUCCUUUUGAUUCACGGCACUUUGAGGUCUUUCUGACCGCUUCGCUACUCCCAAAGAUUUGUUGUAACAAGUGUUUAUCUGACAGGCGAACAAGACGACCCAGUUCAGGAGUGUUCAGCAGAUGGCCUACAGCCUCAUCGAGUAUCGAUCUCAGAUAGUGUCGGGAACGCUGCCGAAGGAUGACCUUGUGGAGCUCAAAAAGAAAGUCACAGCCAAGAUUGAUUACGGGAACAGGUGCGAUUUCCUCCGCUUUAUUGUGUCGCAUUAACUCCCAUGAAGUUUUAUUUUUAAGUGAUCAUCUGUGCCGCGCAGGAUUCUUGGGCUCGACCUGGUGGUCCGUGAUGAAGCAGGAAACACGCUGGACCCCGAUCACACCAGUACGGUCAGUCUGUUCCGGGCUCAUGAAACCGCCUCCCGCAGCGUGGAUGACAGGAUACAAGAGGAGAAGGCACGGUCCAAAGUUUCCCCUCCUUUAGUCACAUUUUUGCGAAUAUUUGUCAUGAACUCAGGCUGGUGUUUUUAAAAUGAAAGCAGUGCUGUGAGGUGGCUUCAAAAGACCAGAACCGUGUUAGCCUCCAGCUCACAGCACCUUUCACAAUGAAGUGUCAUUACAGUAUGACACACUGUCGAUUAGUGCUUUGUUUCUGCAUGUCAGCUUUGGUGUCAAAGUACAAAGUGGAUUAAACCAGAGUCAGAAAAAUCGGCCCUGAGUGAUCGUAAAAUAAUAAUAAAGUCACUUUUCGACAAAAUGAAAAAUGAUCAGCUGCAGCCAAAUGUCUCUUUUCUCUAUCUGAGACUUAUUAUUCCCCCUGAUUGAAUAAAUUGUUGUAUCAUUGCAGACUCAACUGCACUGAUUGAGUUUUCCUCCACAGACUGUAAUUACAACUCUAGAAAAUCAUUCAAAACUUUAAUUUCAUCAGGAGUUCAAAAGCGUCAUUAAAUCACGCUGAUAGUUACUGAUGGCGGUCUUUUCCUUUUAGACGCGGCUCCAGAACCUGGAGAUGAGGCGGCAGACUCUGUUCAACACGGUCCACACCUACAGUCUCCUCAUGAACCUGAAAAACUUUGUGUGUAACAUCGGAGAAGACGCCGAGCUGCUCAUGUCCCUGUACGACCCUGACCAGUCCGAGUUCAUCAGGUUUGCUCCUCUCUCUCUUUUGUUUGGACUUCAGUCAUCAAGGAUCAGCUCGAGUUAUUUGUCACUUUGGGGCGGAAACUUGACGAGAUUAUUUGUGAAGGUCAUGAUGUGAUGGCUUCUCCCGUGUUUUUCUGAACCGUUAAACUCAGAAAACAGAAGGUGUUCAUACUGUGAGGGGACAAAAGGAGCAGAAGAGCUGCUCAGUUUUUGUUUCUGAGACAAAAAAAACACAAUUAAAAAAAUGAAAUCUGCAACUUUCCCUCCAAGAAACAGUCUAUUAAAUUAAAACACCUUUACUUCACAUGGAGAGUGCCCCGAAACAGCCAAAGGGCUUCAGAAAAGAAAGAUUCAUCCACAGAUACAGAUUUGUGAUUCAGUCCAAACCGUCUACCUGUUUUCUGAGCUUUUUGGACAAUAUAAAAGUCUAACUGUGAUUUUUAUUCAAAUUCUUGCAGUGAGAACUUCCUGGUGCGCUGGGACAGUAUGGGGAUGCCUAAAGAACUUGAAAAGAUCAACAACUUGCCGGCACUUUUCACAGUGAGUGAAUCCCGGCCCUCCGGCUGUAUUCCCACCGCUUCGGAUUUGAACAAUCCAAACGCCGCCUGAAGUCUGUGACAAAGGAGACAAUUUGCUCCUAAUUUACUGAGGAUUUCUCUGAAUGGCUCACAUUCACACCGGGUCUUUGGAAAUCUGAAUACAUUUGCUCACAUUAAUUUCCAGCUGUUUAUGCUGAAAAGGCAGACCGCGGUUCUCCAGAGACACGCCGGUGUGUUCACCUGCGGAUGACCUGCAUGUUUGCCGAUAGGAGCUGGUGGUUUGGGGUUUUCUAACAGCUCAUUCAUCCGAGUAAAGAGCUGAAAACACGAAAGACUAAUCCGAUCUGCAGAAGAUACAGAAAAUACAAACUUUGAGUUGUAUAUUUGAGGUUUUUCUGGAUGUAUUUCUGCUGUAAUUCCUGCCGUGUAUCCCAUGAUAAAUGAUGUUUGUUCUGCCCAGGACCUAAGCAGCAGCGACUUGAUGAGGCAGCGGCUCUUCCUGGUGUGUCAGAUCAUCAGAGUGGGCAGCAUGGAGCUCAAAGAGGGCAAGAAACAAACCGGAGGGCUGAGGAGACCGUUCGGCGUGGCUGGUAAGCUGUUUUUCCCAAACAUUCCCGAUAUUUUCAAGAUUUGUUGUGAAUCCAUCAUGGAAAAUGCCACUUCUUUGUGGCUGCACAAAACAGUUCCGUCAAAGUGUAAAAAAAUGAAGGAUCCAUGUGCCGAAUGAAAUGGGAACACCUGCUUCCUGACCUAGAAAAUGCCUCCAUCCCGCCUUGGCAAAGGAGCCAGUGGAAAUUGGUUUAGCACUCGUCUUUUUGUUUUGGCCAGAUGAUUAGUGGAUUUGAUGAGAAAUGCCUUCGUCUAUGGUUCCAGCAAAUGGAGUGAAACCAGAGACAGAAAGAAAUAACAUUAUUCUUAGCCAGGAGAAAGAAAAACACUUUGGAGAAAGAGCCGGGUGGAAUGAACAUUUCAGAGGCAUUUGCAAGCUGGAGAUCAAGAGCCCUCAAUCUGUUUUAGUUGGCUGGCUGUCUGCCGCGCACGGCAACAGGUGAGCCCGAUCCGACAUCCGGAUCAGCUUUUUGUUUCAAAGUGGAAAAUGUUAGUUUGCACAGUUACAGUGAGCAGAUUCACUUUCAGAACAAUCAAACAGGGGAAAAUACGGCAUCAGGGAAUGGGUUUACCCGCUUUGACAGUCUGCUGCCUUUCAGUGAUGUUGCCUUCGUUUUUUGCAGUGAUGGACAUUACAGAUAUUGCUCACGGCAAAAUAGACGACGAGGACAAACAGCAUUUCAUCCCUUUUCAGCAGUGAGUAAAUUGUUUUUUUUCACUCUUCUACAUAGCUAACAGGCUCAUCCUUUUGUUUUUUGUAGCUCUGCACAGUUCAGCAGAAAUAAUGGAAAUAGUCAGAGUUCUAUUUGCUUACUGUGUUCCAUCAAGUCUUUUUCUACCGUGCAGCUCAUUUUUCUCCUGUGUUGCAUUUCAAGGACAAAUACAAAAAAACUUUUUGCCAUCCGAAUGUUAGCUCUUUCCAAAGGCACGCUUCAAGGCCACCUUUUCACAGCACCUGCAAGAUGGGCGGAUGAGGCAAUGGUGCGUUCACAGACAUCCUAGAUGGAGGUGCACCAAAAAUAUCUUGACUGAUUCUUGACAUCUAAACCAAAUUUUCCCGAGGUUUAACCUCCGUUUGUCUCCUCUAAGUGUGUCACAGUUCACUGUGUCUUGUUAAAGAGCUACAGAGAAAAAAAAAACAUGUUUUUGAGGGAUUGAAUAGAUAACUUUAAAAAAUUGGAGGGUUUUUGAAAUAAUGAAUGUUGACUUAAUGACUGUCUUUUGCAUGUCUUUUCUGGAGGGGGAUAUGCUAAUCCAGAUUUAAGCAGAGCUUGUGUUUCCCUCAAAAGUGAUGUCUCCUCAUUAAAAAGUGAAGAAAAGCUUCCUGGACAUGUCAUUUUCUUGCUUCUUAAAAACGCAUCUUCUCUAAGAGGGAUUUUGACAUAAGAAAAGAUGUUAAGUGUUUGUGUUUUACUAACAAUCAGGGGUUUAGUCUGCUGUUUUAGCCAUGAAGUGGACAUUUAGAGAUGAAUCAUAAAAAGGUCAGACUAGGCUGAAUCAUUCGUGAACGAUUUAAAAACAAAUCCAGACUUUGAAAUUAUAGAUCAGCCCUCUCUCUGAUUAAAUCUCACAGCAGCCUCCUGACUGUAAAAACCGAUAGGAAACAUAAACACUAAUGCGACACGACACUGUAAUAACUCGUAUGUGUUGUAAUAUUUUGGCACAAAUCAGGAGCCAUUACUGGAACACUCCGGCUGGUUAGGUAUUCGCUGGUAGAGGCAGGCUGUAAUCGAGCGUUGGCCAUUACAGGAAGGGAAACAAAAUUCAUUGAUUUUUAUUGGCUGUCUAUUGAUGGACCUUUUUGUCCUUCCCUGAACUGAGCUGAAGCGUCUGAACACAAUAACUGAGUCUGUGUGGUGAAUGUGGAGAGACACCUUAUUAUUUCUUAAUUCAAAUCUCUGAAAGGUCUGAUUAUGAUCUUAUUAAAGGUGAUCUGCAGUGACGUGUCCAAAGAGGUGGCCUGAGGGGCAACAGCUCGCUUUUAAACCUGACUGGCCACUCCGAAAUCCUUCACUGUAAUUGGCUUUCAAUGAACAUAUUGUAUCGCUUUUGAACCUUAAAGGGAUAUUCUAGCGUAAAUUUAAGUUUUGGUCAAACACACCACAAUACCGAGUUAGACAACCCUCGAGAGAUGAACGUUGUCGACUGCUCACCUAUCCAGUUAUACCAACUUUAGUAACGACCGCACGAUAGCAAAACACAGCGGUCUACGUCUCCACACGCAAACCUCAACCAGAACGCCACUCUAUAGCCACAAAUAACGCUCAGAACAGCACCUAACUUCAUCAACAGGACAUAAAGGGUCACAGUCAUAGUACUAGACACCAAACAUCUUUUUAGCUGUGCCCCAUUUCUUCCCCAACUCACCCACUCUCUUCCAGCAGCCGCUUGUUUGUGGGGGGAGCCCUGACGAGUCGAUCACUGAGUGCAGCGGGGUUUCGCAGCUCAAGGAAGAACAUUUAUGAUCAUUUCUUCAUGGAAAUGCAAUCAGACCGAGACGCUAAGGCAGAAAAACUUGUGCGUCCACAGUGCAAAAUAAUUAUAAUUAUGAUUAUUACUUCAUGGAAAUGAUACGCUGCAUCAGGGGGGGGUCUAACUCUGUGUGACGGUGUGUUUGACCCCAAGUUAAUUUUAUGUCAAAAUAUCCCUUUAAUGUCUGAUGCUAACGUUAGCUGUGUUCUGGUGUUAGCUUAAGAGCAGUUACAUGUGUUUUCAUCUGAGCCGGUCUCUCCUAAUCGUCUGAGUGUCGUCUGUGUGGCUGUUAGUCAAACAACUGUUCGUCCGAAUAUUAAUGUUUUUACGACUUAUGACCUGGUUGCCGUUCAUUAACUCUAAAGUACAACAUGAUAAAGUUUGUACUUGCGUUUCAAACCAGCUUUGAUGUCGCUGCAGUUCACGACCUGAUUGAUAAAUUCACACAGAGAAAAUCGGCGCUAAUUAACUGUAUAAUAACAGAGACAUUUAUCACCAUACAGGCUGUUGAGAGUGAUCGUCUGCAGCAUAUCCUCUCUCUAGUUUCUGUAUUGCGCUCACGGUGAAAAAUAACUAUUAUAAUAAAUGAGAAUAUACUGUGAAGACUACAGCAGCUUUAGAGACUCUGCAGUGUUAAAAUAUUUCUGUACAGAGUUUGUAUUUUUAAACAGAUGUGAAAAGAUGCAUAAGGAUCAUUUCACAUUCACAAAAGAAGCUAAAACUGUGUGUGUAAUAUUGGUGUGCUGGGGUUUGAUUUCACAGCAGUGCACAGCAGGAGCUCCCUAAACACACACUACAUGCACACACACUGACUGAUACUGCACAUCCUAUAAUGUGCACAAUACAAUUGAGAUGAUCAAACUUUAUAUCACACAUGCUCCUGCCAUAUCAACCUAAGUCAGAGCACCAUUCAGGCUGCUCCAGUCCAAAAGUCUGCAGACAGUUUUCAGUUGUAUUAAAAUAUUUAGCUCGAUUCCACUAAACGGGAUCCUUUCUUCAACAGCGGCGCGCUAAAGACACUCGAACAGCCCAGAUUGGGUUUGUAAUUGUACUUCCUCUCUCUGGUAAGCUGAGGGUGCUGAAAUAAUCUUUGGAAAUGCUGAAAUCUUGUGUUUAUAAAUAGUUAAAGGCAUGUAGGUAGUGUUCCUGCGCUUGGCUCCAUUUUGUGGCACCGGCUCUUUUCCCCUCGGGUGGGUGUGGUUUUUAGAGUAUGAUGCGUUGUUGCACUCAGUCCCCUUUUAGCGCGCUAAAGCCUCCAUCCUCAUGUCUUCCUGCUGUAUAAAAGUCUUCUCUCUCCAGGAGGAUUUUUUCAUCGAUACUCAGAGAGCGGGAGAGAAAAAAACACGCCUGAGAUUUUCCCGGAAACCGAAUGGAAAACAUGAUCGAAACAAAAAAAGUUGACGUCUGUACAGUGUUAGAGUUUGAACAUUAAGAUGUGUCAAGAUGAUACUGGCAAAUGUAAGCAUGUAGACUAUAUUUAACACUUAAUUAGCAUCAGUAUAUUAGCAGACAUUAGCAUUUAACUUGGCGUGCCUGCAGGCUGGAUCAACUCAAAACACCCAUCCUUGUGCAGUGUCUGGUACUUGAUAUAAAAGCAGGAAGGUCUUUUGUAGUCUUUGGAGACCAUGAACAAGGAUUUGAAGAUUUAUAAAAGUAUCCUGGGUCUUUAUGAAGCUCUGUUUAGUUUUAGCACUCCAUGUUACCUUUCUCUGUCGGAGCCAAUGGAGGUAAGCGAGGUGUUUGGAGGGAUAAUGGCGCAUCUUGUCAAGAGAUCGAGAACACCUCACAGCGCCUCUGCAGCUCCUCUGUCCAUUUGUUUGUCACCUGUCAGAGAUGCUGGCAGCUGAUUUUUCUUCGACUCACUCUGAUGCUUCUCUCCCAGGAUAGCUAUGGAAACCUACAUCCGUCAGAGGCAGCUCAUCAUGUCUCCGCUCAUCCCCUCUAGAGUCAUAGGAGAGAAUGAGCCGCUCACCGCCGUCUUCAACAAAGUGAUUGCCACGCGGGAGGUCAAUCACAAAGGCCAGGGUAAAAUGAAGUGCGCACAGACACUGUGUUCCCCUGUGAUUUCCCAGGGUCACUCUAAAUUGAACCUUAUGUUUUGAACGGAAUAAAUGAAGUGUGAGGGGUCUUUGAGGUGUGUGCUUUUGGUGUCUGCCUCAUUGAAUUUCUUUACAUGUUUGCUGGCAGGGCUGUUUGUGACCCUGAAGCUCCUCCCGGGGGAUCUGGCCCAGGUGAGGAAGGACUACCCCCACUUUGUGGACCGCAGCACGGCCAUCGUCAGGAAAAUGGGCUUUCCAGAAAUCAUCCUCCCAGGUGGAUUGAAGUCUUUGUUGCUGGGCUUUGCUCUACAUAUGCCAUGGUCAUGUUCAUUUUAAUUGCUUACAAAGCCGUGAGGAGGGUGCAUAAAAUCUUGGCACAUCCACCUGAUCCUCUGUUAUCCUUUCUCCAGGAAACGUCAGGAAUGAUAUUUACGUAACCUUGCUGCAGGGAGAGUUUGACCGCGGCAAAAAGAAGACCCCGAAAAAUGUAGAGGUUAUCCUGAGCGUGCACGAUAAAGAAGGCAAUCCGAUGGAGGUAAAGAAGGACCGGUGUUAAUUUUUCAUAAUUAAGCUUCUAUGAAUAAUUUGCUGCCAUCUUCUCAUAAUUAAUUUGUAUUCUGUUGUUAAUAUUUUACUUUUCAGCUGGAUGGUCUGUCCACCAGUUUCCUGCAGGGAUCCUUUGACUUGUCCUUUGGUUUUCCUGUGAUGUUGAUGACAUUUGUGAUUUAUUGGUUAAAUAACUUCCCAGCUGUUGGAUAAAUUACAUUAAACUCAGGGAACUGAUUUCUGCCUCUUUGAAAUGUGAUUUUCUCAAUUUUUCUUCCACAUUUGUUUAUGGCGCCAUACCUGCAAAGACUCCCAGAGUGUCACUUGCAAACAUGCUGUACGGUAAAGUCAGUAUGCACGUGUUACGAAGCUGAAAACGUGUGCAUUUGCAUCUUAAUGCUGUUAGAAAACUAGUUUAUCCUGCAUUCCUGCCAUUGUAAGCAAAUAUUCAUAAUUAACUGCUGUCGUGUUGUCAAGCUUGUUUGUUACGGGGUCGUCCGUGGCAUCAAGGAUUUUAUCUUCUCUGGCAUUUGAAGAGAUCGGCGAGGGCCUUUCUUUGAAGCUCAGUUUCCAAAGAAACAAAGAGAAGAGCUGCUUUUUUCUGAAUGCUGUUUGAAUAUCAAAAACUUGUUAACCCUGACGGUGAGCAUAUCAAAGCCUGAAGGGAAAAAAGAAAAUUGUAGUAGCUGUAAAACUGAGCUCGUAGAUUUAAAGGUGAUGAACAUUAGCACUCUGAGGUUAAGGUAUUGACCAAAGAAAGCCUCCAUUAUGCACUUGACAUUCACUAAAACAUUUUGAGCACCAGAAAACAUUUGUGAAAUUCUCUUAAUGCUCCAACACAAAGGUUUAAGUCUGCUAAGGAGGAAAAUGGGAACAUUUCUGCGGCGUGUUUGGCACUUCGUCCACCAGAGUAAACACAUACAGGUGCUUCUCAGUUCAACAGAGUGAGAGUGAGUGAGCAUUUCCCAGGAUCAGUCAAAAACAGGAUUUAAGAUCGAAAUUGUCCAUCUUGUGUCAAGUAGGUUCCUCUUCAGGCUUCAGGUCAGGUGAGUAAGCCAGGCGAUCGAGCACAGUGAUCAGUCUGCAGGUGUGCUCAACGGUUUGUUGGUAGUUUUGGCACUGCAGGCAGGUGCAGAGUUCUGCUGGAAAAACCAUGAAGGUCCUCUGUUAGACUUUAAUCUGCUUUGACUGGACUUGAUAAAACACAGCAGACCAACAGCAGCAGAUGACAUGGAUGAUUUCAAGCUCCUCUGAUUUCCACAUAAAACUAAAAAACUGACUUUCAUCUGAAAACAGGACUUUAAUCUUGAGCUGAGGUGAGACACUUCUGAUGUCGUCUCUGGUUCAGGAGUGGUUUGAUGUUGGUAAUAUUGAAGACACCUGUUGUGAAGCUCUUCAAUGUUCUUAGAUCCACUUUUCUUGACAAGCCGAACCUUUGAACAUGUUCAAUUUUCACUUCUCUUCGAUAUUUUUGCCCGUGGAUUAGCAAAGUUAUAUUGUCCCUGUUGCAUCUUCUGAUCUCUUCCCUUUGUGUCUAUAGAAAGCUAUAUUUCCUGGGGCCGGUUAUGAUGGCAUCACAGAGUACAAGUCUGUCAUCUACUACCAGGUGAAGCAGCCGUGUUGGAAUGAGACGGUCAAGGUAAGCUUAAUGUCAACAGUCACAUGUGCAGCUCUGCGUCCAAGGAAGAGAUAUCCGUUAUGUUCUUUAAUUAGUGUUUCAAAUGGAUUUACUUAAGCUGUAGACAAUGAAGUAAUCUCCUAUAUAGAAUAUUGUCCCAGGAUGUCCUAUUCAUACAAAUCCCCCGCAGAUAGCGUCCUUUCUAUAUGUAUAAUCUUGUAUUCACAGUCUGACUUCUCUCUCCUUCCCGCAAGGUGACAAUCCCCAUCGAAGACGUCUGCCGCUGUCACCUGAGGGUGAUGUUUCGUCACAGAUCUUCCCAGGACUGUGAGUGACUGUGCCUUAUUUGUAUGACAAACAACGGCAACGUAAUCCCACUACCGCGUUAAAUGCUAAACACGCUCCUUUGUCUCCUUCAGCUCGGGACAAAUCGGAGAAGCCCUUCGGUAUGGCCUUCGUCCCGCUCAUGAGGGCAGACGGGACCACGCUGAAAGACGGCAGGCAUGAGCCGAUUGUCUAUAAGGUAGUCCUGCCGGCUGCGGCUUUGUAUUUACAUUGAGUGCCUAAUUCAAUUUACCGCCACUUGUCUGUGGAAUAAGCAGGAGGUGGUUUUGAUGUAAUAACACCAAAACAGGUGUCUUGAAUAGCUGACAGUGGGUAGAUGGAUUAUUCAUGAAUCUCGACUCAAUCAAUAAAUAUGAAAUUACAUCUCUGCAGAUCAAUAUGCUUCAUGAUGCAUUCCCUUCUUUCGGAUUCCUCAGGUUGACGUGAAGAAGGCAGACGAUGCGAAGGUUUAUCUCACCCUGCCAGCGACUUGGGCUGAAGUGGAGGAGCAGGAAAAGCAAACAGGGAAGCAGUUCCACCAUUCAGGAGUGAUUCCUGUGACCAAAGAUAGCUUCCAGAUCGCCACGCUCACCUGCUCCACCAAACUCACUCAGAAUGGUGAGUGUGAGGCGGCGUCUCCUCUCCUCCGUGAAAAGGAAAUCCUGUUUAAACGAAUCGUGUUUCUCUCCUGUGCCGCCAUCAUUUCCUUCAAACUGAUGAGUUGAUGUUGAUUGAUGGAGAUGUAAUGGAGUUUGUAUUAAAAUUCGAGGCUGUAAACACAGUUAUCACGGUGAGGUACUGCUGCUUGGAUCCUCAUGUGCAUCCUUCAUAAAUUUUUAUAUUUUCAGUGGACUUACUCGGCCUGCUGAAUUGGAGGUCUAACCCUGAAGCUCUGGACCAGAAUCUGCAGAGGCUGAUGGAGGUAGAGGGAGGAGAGAUCGUCAAAGUGAGUGUCCUUAUUCCUAAGUAUGGAUUAUGUUGUUCAACGAUGGUGUCUUUAUUAAAUGUCUCUAUUUUGUGCACAGUUUCUCCAGGACACUCUGGACGCUUUAUUCAACAUCAUGAUGGAGACCUCAGAGAAGGACACCUAUGAUACCCUGGUCUUCAAUGCCUUGGUUAGUGGUUUCAACACGCGCUUUUCAAACCUGACACUGACAACAUCCUGUUCAUUUAACUGUUUUCUUUCAGAUCAGAAGUAGUGCCCUUCAAAAUAAAAGCGUAGUUUGACCAUGAAGGGAAUAAAGCGACCGAAUAUCAAAACAGAAGCGUGACGUAGAUGAAUCAAGUCAAUGAGGUUAUUUUUGACCUUGCAUUUCCUCUAUUUGACUAUAUCCAAAAAUAUCUCAUGGCCACAUUAGCUGGAAAAAAUGCAGUUUACUGUCAUUAGUAUUCAAGUGUUCAGCUGUCACAGGCUGCUAUGCCAACAUCAAACCACAGGGAGCUGCAGGCCUUCACCACCAAACCCAGAUGAGACAAACGUAUUCAAUUUAUCUUUAACUCCCAUUUGCACCAGUUUGAUGUCGACUGUUAUGUUAAAAAGCUUUGCAUUUAGGAGAGUAAAGGUCUAAUCGUCAAAAACUGCAACUCCCCCUAAUACAGUGAACAACAGUGCCGGACAGAGGCAGACCUAAUGCCUCUGAAGUGCACCUUCUGUCUGUUACUAAAACACUUCUGUGUAAACUGUCAAUUCAUGCGCAUAAUUAAAGUAUCACCUUCGUGGCUGCUAAUUAAAUCUGCAGAAAUCAACAGAUAAUUUUCAGGUGAGAAGAUGAAGAAAGAAAGAAAGACAGGGAACAAAAGAAGAACAUUAAAGAUGGAUGAUAAAUAAAGAGAGUGGUUGUAGUUUAAUACGUGAGAAUGCAGAAUGAUCCACUUUAUUUCCUUUUACAAAUGCUGCCAGAGAGAUAUUUUACUUAUUGAUUUCCAUUAGCGUUAUAAUUGCAGCUGCUUAUUACCUCCACAGCUAACGCCGGGAGAGCGGAGGAGAAAUUAAAAGAGGAUGCCUGUAAUGAUAACAGAAUCAUUCUCCACAUCAUCUCCAUCAUAUUAGAAACAUAAUAUCACUGACAGGGACUGAUGGUGGAUACGUGCAGCAAUAAAAGCAGGGAGGGCUGCACAGUAUAUCGCAGGAUUGAGGGCACUUGUAAUCAACACACAGCAAAAGUCAAAAAGUAAGAGUGAAUAAACAUUGAAUGCAAACAUGUAAACAGCAGGAUGGAUACCCGAGAAUCAUGCUAUAAGGCUUUCACACUGUAAUGGUUAGAGCUGUAAUCAAACAAAGAAAUUCUUGGUCGACUAAAACCCUCAAAUCUUUGACCAUAACUCGACUAACUGGGGGAAGGGAAUUUUUUCAACUGACAGCAAACCCUUCUGCGACGGGGGACGACGCGGCUCGGCAGAGCGCGGCAAAAAUAUACUGGUAUCAGCACAAGGAGGUAAUUUAACACGAUGGAAGUUGAAACGCUCUAAAUAAAAAUAAAUAUUCAGCAAACCACCGGACGUUGAUUAAUGUGGAUGCUCUAAACCACAGAUGGUAACUUGACAUGUAAAAAAUCAAGUCAACCAAUCAGGUUGGCCAAUUAGGUCAACUAGGACUUUACAGCCCUUGUAAUGGUGCAGUCAGAUGAAGUUUGAGCAGUGGUCCUCAGAUUAAAUUAUGCUGUUGGAGGAGUAAAUAUCAUCAUUUAAAGGUUGUGUUUUGGACUCUGCAUCUAUUGCAGUAAUAAGGUAUAAACUUUUGUUUUCAAAGAUCUCGCAGCCCCUAAUUCAAAGUAUAAUUACUGUUAUAUUGUUUUGACAGAAGCUAGAAUAAAACCACCGCUCAGAUUUCUGCCGUCUUGAUAAUGUUAAUGACGCUCACAGAUAAAACAUGAUUGCUCGCCGAUCGUAAUCAAACUAAAUGAAAAUUUCUCUGUGACAGUGGAGUGUUUUUAUUCCCAGCUCUCAUCAUUUGUGAGCUAAUGAUAAGACAGAGCCGCAGCAGUCUACAAUAAUAUUAAUGAUAGAAGUUUCAAGAUUAAAAUAGCUUUCAAAGAUGAUAUACGGUCAAAUAAAGGACAAAAACUGAACAUUUAUUCUCUCGUUUGGAGAUCUGAAACUUUGCAGGUGCUCUCACAUCUUAAAGACGAUGACAGCAGCUGAAGACAGAGUCGUCCCGAGGGGCUGUCCUGCCUCAUAACCUUUAAAAGCCUAAAUGAGGUCAUGUUUAUCAUCGCGGUUUCACAUUUUAACAGGCGACAUGGAACACGUGGGUCAGAUGGCACCAUGUUUUUAUACGGUCCCUGUGUGACAGAUAGCAGUUUUAACACAGCAGCAGACAUCUGCAGCAUCCACUUUGUGUAGGAGCGGUUAUAUUUUCUACUCUGGAGAAGAUUUAGGCAGGUAAUCUUUUGGACUGGACGCUCAGUACCUUUAAGUGCCAGUAGUUAAUGACUUGUGCAGAAGUAUUGGUGCAUACAUGAGUCAUGGUUCGGGGAGGAAAAAACCUCAACAACGGCCUCAUUUGUCUCGCAUGUCCACAAAAUCCUUGCAGCAUUAACACACACUUUCCACUGCGACUGGCCAGGUGUGCAGAGGCGAGGAGCUCUGCUUAGUUUCUGCAACUUGCUCCUUUUUUUUUUUGUUUUAAUCCUGCACAAACUCUCCGCUUCAGUCUUCAUGUUAACAACCGAAGAUGACAGCGUCCACGCCUCUAAAGAGAGGAUUUUAAACACUUUUGGCUUCAGCUGCUGAAGACACCUACGGAUGCUCUGUUCAGGGUCAAAUAGAGACGCAUUGUGGCUUGACGUGAAGCAGCAGCUGUAUCAUGAACAGUGUGUUUAAAGGGAAACCCUGUGAAGGUAGCUGAGGCGUGUUUUCUGCAGCCUAAUGAUUUUAUCACGCUAAGAAAUGAGACCCGAAAACGAGAGUUUAAUUUCAGAAGCUUCAAAGGAGUCGAAACUUAAAAGCAGCGGAGCAGAUUUUCAAAUUCGACUCGGUUAUAAUUUUUGUUUUCAUCUCCAGGUAUUUAUAAUCACUCUUAUUGGCGACAUCAAGUUCCAGCACUUCAACCCGGUCCUGGAAACCUACAUCAACAAGCACUUCAGCGCCACUCUGGCGUACAUGUGAGUCCCCGUUCUGUGUUUACCUACUCUGAUUGCCUACGCCCCUUCACGCUGUCUAUUUUUAGGCCAUCUUUUGCUCUUCUCUUCCACCCACACCCAAAUCACCAUGAGUCCUUCAUGCCUGACUCGUUCACUGUCACAGGAAGCUAACCCGCGUCCUGAACUACUAUGUGGGCCACGCCGAGGAGCCCGUCCUGACUGAGAGGCUCUACGCAGCACUCAAAGCUCUCAAAUACCUGUUCAGGUUCAUCGUACAGUCUCGAGUCCUCUAUCUCAGGUAUGAGAGGAAGCACUACCACACAAGAAUAUGCUUUCAGCCUCAUGUUUUAAAGAUGAACCCCCGUGACGCGUUUCAUUCUCAGAUUUUAUGGGAACAGCGAGGACGGGGACGCUUUCUUCAACUCCAUUCGCACCCUGUUCCUGUCUUUCAACACGCUGAUGGACAGACCGCUGGAUGAGGGAGUGAAGAUAAAGGUGAGCUGCUGAGUGUUUCAGGGGGUUUUAUCUCGUAUUAUCCAGCUGAGAAACACGUUUUCAAUACAAUCACUCAGGCCUCCAUUAAUUAGAUUGAGUGUUUUCAGUGUUGCAUGAGAAAUGACUGCGGUACCCCCGCUGUGAAACCGUUUUACGCGGUCCGGGACAAUCUAUUGAAAAGUUUAACAAAUUAACUGCAAAAUAAACAGGGACUCCCUGAUGGGGAGUCUCAGUGCGGCGAGAAAAGCCCGGGUAAAAAGCGUGUUUCACUAGAGAGCAAAAAACCACUCUAUGCUUCUUCUGUGUGAUGAUGAGACCUGAUUCUUUGCUUUUUCAGGGAGCGAUAUUGAAAUACCUCCCCAGCAUCAUUAAUGACAUCCAGACUGUGUUUGAUCCCGUGGAGCUCAGGUAACUCUCCCGAGGGUUUCUACGGCAGGAGAAGAUAAUUGGCUGUCUCAGUGCAAAUUAUCAUAUUUACUUCUGUGUAAACGAGGCGAGAUUCUCAAUUCUUGCAGCUGUAAAAUCAGCCUGUCGUGUGUUCUGCUCAUUAACCCCCCGUGACAAUAAUUAAUAGAUGUGAAAAUGUGAAUGGCGUUAAUGUUGUCACAGCCGCUCUCUCUUUGCUUCUCUUUCAGCGUCCUCUUAGCAAAGUUCAUUGAGAGCAUUCCCGACUCUCAGCUCGUGCGUCAGAAGCUGGGCUGCAUGUGUAAAAUGGUGGAGAGUGACCUUUUCAGGCAGCCAGGUAGGAGUGCUCCGGGCUCAAAAACCACAUAAUGACUUUUCACACAAGAUGAAGGGGAAGAAAAAGCUCUGCUCGGCGUUACACCAACAUAUGAGUUUUCUCAGGUCAGCCCCGUGAAAAGGAAAUGUGCUGUGUGAUCCAAUGAGCUCAUUUUUUGCUCUGCCCUGCUCCCCCUGCAGAUUGUCGAGACGUGCUCCUGCCACUUGUUACCGACCAGCUGAGCGGGCAGUUAGACGACCACUCGAGUAAACCUGACCAUGAAGCCUGCGCUCAGCUGCUCAGCACCGUGUUGGACAACCUGGACCGCAAGGACGUGGUGAGAGACAGGAGCCGGUUCACCUUAAACAUGCAGAGUUUGGAGGUCCAAAGGGCCGGUUCAUGUGAAUUAUAGAGAGGAACAUCUAGACGCAGCAGAAAUGAGUUUCAUCCACAGGGUUCAAGGUGGGAGUUAGGGGGUGAGGAGACAGUUCAGAGCUCAGACACGUGGACCUCUGAGUCAAGAUGCUGCUGUUUUGCAUUGAAAAGAGCUGGUUUAGGUGGUUUAGUCCGCUCUUCAGAGGUUUUCUGGGCAUAUCCAACUGGAAGGAGGCCCCGAGGCGGACCCAGAGCACGCUGGAGGGAUUACAUAUCCCAUCUGGCCUGUUAGCAUCUCGUCGUCCCCCUGGAGGAGCUGGAGAGCUGAAGAGAGGAGCUGUCUGAGCCACCCUGCUUAGCAUGCUGCCACUGUGCCCCAGACCCACACUAGUGUUAUAAAAUGAAUGGAUAGAGUUGGAACAUCUGGUCACGCAGAAAGUCUGGGGUUUUAUUUACCGCGGUUUUGAGAGAUCUGUCUCUGAGAUUUCCGUGGAGGAGGUGUGUGAGACUUUAUUUGUGAGCGCUGAAAAAUGGCAGCGACGUGUUUUUCCACGACAGUCGCCCCGUUGACCGCGGAUAACCCGACAUCCUCACUGACAUCAGCUCUCCAGGUUUUACCAGAUCUAGUCUGAGAUUAAAUCUUUCAAUGACUGGUUUGUCGGAAACAAAAAGAAACUAAUUUGAAUUUAUUUCAGGGUAAAACAAAAGCCGAAAAUCUGGAUUACCUUUAAGCUAGCAGCUGAAAUGUGGGGCCUUAUUUUGCAUGAAAAAAACACUAAAAUGUCUAAUUAAUUACCAAGGUCGGAUGAAUCACCCUUUCACUGACCACUUCUUUCAGCUCUUUGUCAGCGUUUUGUUUCUUUCUUCCUGAAGGAGUUGUCAUAAAGGACACCGAAUGAGUAAUAGAGACGAUUAUGUAACUGGAAAAGCCUCUGCUGCUGAAUUUUUCAACUCUAGUUUUUCAAUGCUGCGAGCAACACAAAAGGAAGAAAGGAGGGGAAGGAAAAAAAAGGAGAAAUCUCAGAGAAGAGUUUCAAACAGAACCGGAGUGAUCUCUAUAAGGCCGAGAAAGUUUCCCCCUCAGUUUUUCAUAAUUGAGGUGAAGUGACCCUUUGCAGCUCGUCUGUCUGGCCGUGUUUGUGCUGAUAAUUGUACCUGCUGCGUGUGUUCUGUCUGUGCAGGGUCCCACCAGAGGGCACGUUCAGCUGAUAAUGGAGCGACUUCUUCGCAGGGUUAAUCGCACUGUCAUCAGCAUGGACAGAUCCUCGCCGCUCAUCGUAAGACAGACACUCUGACGUUACAGCUGAACUCUGUCCUUGACGCUCUGAUUUCAUUAUAGAAAAAAAAGAGAAACUAACAGAGACAAUACGGGGGGAUUAUGAAGCCGUAACAAAACACAACAAUAACACAAAGAUGUGAAAGAAAUGUGCUGUUUGAGACUUGUGAGUAACAGCGGAUCUCUCUGCGGCAGGGCCACUAUCUCGCCUGCAUGACGGCUAUCCUGAAGCAAAUGGAUGACAUGCAUUACGCCCACUACAUCAGCACCUUCAAAACCAGACAGGACAUCAUUGUAAGUGUCCUGGUUCCUCCUCCCCGACGGCUACAUCUUGUCUUGAAAACGUACCAUCAAUAACAGGCAUUAACCCUCCCCGGCUACUUACCGCUCCUUAAGAGAAUAUUGAUUGUAGACAUUUCAUGCAGUGGAUCAGGCUGACAUGAUGAGGAUGUCAGUGGGGCUCCAUUAAGCUGUGGGGGAAUCACAUGUGUCUGACAUGCAGAAAAGGUUGUUGAUUCAUGCACUGCUGCUCCUCUGGAUUUGCUUAGUUUGCUUGUAAAGACGCGGUUCCUCUGCUGCCCUCAGGACUUCCUCAUGGAGACGUUCAUCAUGUUUAAGGACCUCAUGGGGAACGUCUUCCCUGCAGACUGGAUGAUCAUGAACCUGGUGCAGAUGCAGGUCUUCCUCAGGGCCAUCAACCAGUACUCAGACGUCCUCAACAUGUACUUUCUGGAUCAGGCUCAUUUUCAACUACAGGUGUGUGUGUCUCUCUCUCUCUCUUUCUGCAGAGGUCACAUUUCUUGUUAAACACAAAGAAAUCAAAAGCCGGAGUUAUGAGAAGGUAAUUAUGAUAUUAAUAUUUGAAAACCUCGCUUCUCCUCCCUCCCCCUCUCCUCGCAGCUGUGGAAUAACUACUUUCAUUUGACGGUGGCGUUCCUCACACACAAGACUCUGCAGCUGGAGUCGUUCUCUCAAGAGAAACGAAAUAAGAUCCUGAACAAGUGAGAUCAUUUCAAGUUCAUCAGAAGAUUAUUUAAAAGCGACAGAAAGUUAAUUUAACAGUUUGAUUAUGAAACUUCCCGCAGAUACGGGGACAUGAGGAAGACAAUUGGAUUCAAGAUGAGAGAUAUGUGGUACAAUCUAGGUGAGUAUUUCUGCGAUUAUCAUAGCGUGUGACGGAGGAUUGUUUAUCCUCUGCCGAAGAAUAACAAGACAAUAUUUUUGAUGGUCCGGUUUCACAGUGUGUUGUUGUUUUAUUUACCGGGUUAUUAGAUUUGUCUUCUGUUUGUAGAGGAAUGAAGGCGCAGCUUAUUGCCUUCUAAAAUCAUACUCUGAUAUUUCUCUGUGAUAAUGUUUUGUUGUCCCUCAGGCCCACACAAAAUGAGGUUCAUCCCCGCCAUGGUCGGGCCCAUUCUGGAGGUCACUCUGGUGCCGGAGCCGGAGCUGAGGAAAGCCACCAUCCCAAUCUUUUUUGAUAUGAUGCAGUGCGAGCACAACUUCAACCCGGGUCGCACCUUUGAAACGGUAAAAAGACUUCAGAAGUUCGGCACUUUGAUGUUUUUUUGUUUCAUCUGAAGGAGCUCCCGGCUAAAUAUGACAUUUGUGAUAUGAGUGGUGGUGUGUUUUUUUUAAUUCGCCUCUUAUCUCUGCAGUUCGAGAACGAACUGAUAACAAAAUUGGAUCAAGAGGUAGAAGGAGGCCGAGGGGAUGAGCAGUACAAAGUCCUGCUGGAGAAAAUGUAAGGCAGAGGAGCAGAUCAAACAAAACAUUUUCUCUGAAAACUUAAAAAAUCCUUCAUUGCUGUGUGAUAGGGAAUCCACAUAGGAUUACUGCUAAGAUACAACAGAGGCCUGUGCAAUUGCCUUUUUGGAAAAGUCCUCAAGGAGCCAGAAGGACAAGAUAGUCUAUGAGAAUUGUAAGUAGCUGCUAAUCAAUAGAAAGCCCUUGAGGACCGAGCCAGCGAUUCACAACAAUUGCAAAAACAUAUUUUAAUAUGCUCGUCAGGAGGACAGGCGGCCCGCAGCAGAGGGAGAGAGCCCAGAAAUAGCCGUUUACCACUUCAGAGAGGCGUGUGAAGAUGAUUUGUUUGUAUUUGCAGUUUACUGGAGCACUGCAGACGCCACAGAUACCUGUCGCAGUCAGGAGAGGAGCUGGCUCUGCUGCUCAGCAGCCUGCUGGAGAACCUGCUGGCCUAUCGCACCAUCACGCACGACGAAAGUCCUGAGCACCGCAUGAGCUGCACCGUCAAUGUGCUGGUACGCCCUGAGCUUCUGUUUAUCAAACGGGUUAAGGCUGUUUGUGCACGUAGGGAAAACAACACAGUCUGUGCUAGUCUGCAAAGUGUGUGAGAGAAAAUGAACCAAUAAGAACGAAGGCUCGCUCUCUCUUGCAGAACUUCUACAAAGAGAAAAAGAGGGAGGACAUUUACAUCCGGUGAGUCACGCAGACACACGGAGGAGCGUCCGCUUUUCGGACCAAAGAGGUAACUGUGACUAAUCGCUGCGCCCUUGUAAUCAGGUACUUGUACAAGCUGAGAGAUUUGCACCUGGACUGUGAAAACUACACAGAGGCAGCCUACACCCUGCUGCUCCACGCUGAAUUACUGGAGGUCCGUGACUCUUUGAGCCCUUUUCUUCAGAUGAAACCAGAUCAAAUAUUUAUGCUCUAAGCUUAUAUGGCUCUGCUUCUGCCUAAAUGUCAUACUUGUUUGCUCCCUCAGUGGUCGGAUAAAGCCUGUGCUCCUCACCUCAUACCCAGAGAUGGAGAUCAUGUGUGGACUCAACAGGAGCUGAAGGAGAGGCUCAUCCAGGAAAUCAUUUGCUAUUUGGACAAAGGGAAGGUGAGCGUCGUCUGCGCUCCAUGUGAGCUGGGGUCUGAAGUUCAGAUUGUGUCUUUUGCAGAAUAACCACAUCGAUUGUCUGAGCCGCACGCUCUGUGCUGGCAUUGUGUAAGUAUUGGAGGAAGUUGCACGAGCUCGCACAGCAGCCGCAGGUUUCUUUGUCUUGUCAGUGUUUAGAUCUGCGGCUGCUACAUGACAACAACCGUUUCCCCUCAAAGCAGCGCGGUGGGCGCAGUAGUGACAGCCAGAUGGCUAGCCGGUGCUCCUGUGUUUUUAUGUGUUGUGUCCUCUUGAAACUGACUGACGCACAUGUCUUCUCAGAUGUGGGAGAAAGCCAUUGAGCUGGGGAAGCAGCUCGCCAAGAUGCACGAGAGCCACAUGUUUGACUUCAUGGAGCUGAGCCAGCUGCUGGUGAGAGGACCCAGCCACUCCAACACCAACACACUCUCUCUCUCUCUGUCUGUCUUUCCUGAAAUCUCUUUAAAAAGCAGCUCUAUAAAUAAUAUUGUUACUGCUUCAUUAAGACUAUUGACAUUAGUCUGCAGAGUGAUAGUCUGCAGAGUGAUAGUCUGCAAGAAUUCGCUCCAGCUCUCCCAAGGCAGUGGGCAGAAAACAACUUAAAGAGAGAAUAAAAGUGUGUUAACCUGUUUACUGUUACUUCUUUCACCUCAGACUGUGUCUGCUCAUGCAGUCGAGUGUUAAUGUGCCAUAAAGAAUUUAUAAAGUCUCUCUGCCCGAGUGGGUUAGUUUGAUUGUGCUUUCAGAAACUUUUCUCAUAUGGCUGCACGAUUACUCGAUUUUAAAUCGUAAUCGGAUUAUUUGAUCAUGACGAUGUUAAAAAAAUCAAAAUCAUCAAAUCGAUUUUUCUCUCCAUCAUGUCUCGUGCCUCCAGACCACCGUAGGCUCCUCCUUCCUGCGAGAGCGCUCCCCAGUUCCCACACACACCAGUGUAAACAAACAUGGCGUUUGCAAAAGAAGGCGAUAAUUUUGUGGUUAAAUAGGACAAGAGCGAGUCAGUCAUGUUGAAUUGGUACGAUUUCGCAGUUUCAGAUGAAGAGUAAACCACUCCCCGCUGUAAAGUCUGUCUGAAGGCGGUAUUCACCCGUCCACACGGGAACAAAUUUAGGAGUAUUUUGUCGUAUCAGUGAUCCCUCCACACAGAAACUGCGUUUCAGGUGACUGUAGACGGCACUUUUUGAAAACGGGUCAGAGAGCGAAUAAAUCUGUAAACGACGACCAUUUCAUCUCCGUGUGGAUGUCUAUCUGCAUCUCUAGAAACGAUCAUGUGACAUGCAACUAGUGUGACCAUUAGGGCUGGGACGAUAUGCUUUUCUCCCGAUUCGAAUCUCCCUCGAUUUUUUGGAUGCUGAUUUGAUUUAAAUUGCGAUUCUAUGAUAUUUUCUCUACUUUUAGUCUGCAUUUUUCACACCAGUGAAACAGUUGAUGAUGAUUAUGAUUGUCGACUGAUUAUUCCAGGAACCAUAUUUUCCCCAAAAAAUACACAUCACAUGUAAGACAGUUUUUAAGAUUUAUUCUUAAAUUUGAAAACAACAACAAAAAACAAUUUUUGAACAUAAAAAUCGAUUUUAAAAUUAUAAAACAAAAAAAUCGCGAUACUUAGGGGAAUCGAUUUUUUCUUCCACCCCUAGUGACCGUAUUUUGAAUCCCCAAAAGGAGGACACUAUUUCGCGGGGCGGAGUCACAGUGUAGUAAAUUCUGAGUAUUUUUCAGGUCGGGUCGAGCGUUUUUUGCAUGCUUCUAACUCAGUUAGUCCACGUGACACAAACUCAAAACUUCGGCUGGACAUCCCCCCAAAAACAGGACAUGUCCGGGUAAAAGAGGACGUAUGGUCACCUUAGCGUAACUCUUUUAUGGAGGUUUUGUGUGUCCUACCAAAACAGCCGUUAUACACAUGCUCUGUACUCUUCUUCUGUCUUUUGUGCAUUUCCUGUGCAGCGUUACAGCGCCACUUACCGGCUCGGCAUAUGCACUACAUCGUUUUCAGUGGUUUCGUUUUGAGAAAUGAUAGAAAAACUUAUUUUUAAAGUGAAGUUUGGUGAAGUUGUCACUGAAUAAAACCUUGAAAAUUGAGUUUUCUGAGAAAAAAAUCAGGAUUUUAUUUUCGACCAAAAUCAUGCAGCCCUAUUUUCUCAUAAUUUCAUGAACAGAAGCACAAUUGAAAUCAUUCCUCUGAGGCAGAUGUUAUUUGAAAAACGUUCAUAUGAGGCACUGAAUCGUACAUUACAAGACGCCGUACAUGUUCUGCAUACUUACUCCCUUGUGUGUCCUUGUCACAGAAAAAACAAGCCAAGUUUUAUGAAAACAUCAUGCAUGCGAUGCGGCCACAGCCGGAGUACUUUGCUGUGGGAUAUUAUGGUCUCGGAUUCCCUUCAUUUCUCAGGGUAAGGAAAUCAUCACCUUCAGUAUUUCAAUAAAAGGAAAUUUAGUGAGGCCAUCAUGCACCUUGCUUAUGCAACAAGUUUGCUUUCUCUAACAUUUCUGGAGGCAAUGUGUGAGAGUGUCGAUAAAGGUUAUUGGCUUUUUGAUGGCACAGGAUAAUAAUGGAGUGAAAACAGUCCAGUCACCGGCACGGCUCUCAUAAAUUACGUCAAAUUGGUCUCAUCAGAGCCAAUCGCUUUUUAUUGGAUUCAAUUUCUUGGGUUUCUCUCCUGAAAAUAUCUGCUGCAGAACAAGAUGUUCAUCCACAGAGGCAAAGAGUACGAGUGGCUGGAAGAAUUCACCUUAAAGCAGCUCUCUCAGUUCCCAAACGCAGUCCGGAUGACGAGCACAGCGCCCCCCGGAGACAACAUCUGCAACUCCCCCGGACAGCGUAUCCUUACAUAAUAAACAACAGAGCGGCUCUUUGUCCAGCAGGGUAUCAGCCGUGUUGGCAGGAUAGCUCAAGGGGAGGCCAUGGGAAGAAAUGUGCAGUUUAAUAAAAAACACCACAACAAGCGUUGGAGCAAAUGUUUGAAGGUUUUGAACAGAUAUUCAAACCGCCUGAGGUUGGAAUCAUGCAAACCUUUGUGAUUGUGGGACUUUGCAUUCAAGAAGAAGCUCGUUUUAAUAUGCAUGCGUCAGAGUCUUCGGACUACUUCCUGCAGAGCUAAUGUGUCCCCACUCGCCUCCGAUGUACUUUGUUUAUGGCUGUUUUUGCAAACGUUAUUAUAAAUGCUAAACGUGGUGAAUGUCACUGUUUAACGUCAGCUUAUUAGCAAGUUAAUUUUGAGCGUUUUAGCUGAAAGCAUGAACACGGUUUGUUGUUGAAGUAUCACCAUAAAAAAAAAACGUUUCGGCUCCUUUUCUGUUUUUUCUCCUGAACUGAACUUCCGCAGACAUCCAGAGCUUCACAGUGAAGCCGGUUCUGACCGUGCCACAGCAGUUUAAAGACAAGGGGGUUCCAGAGCAGAUAUUAAAGUGCGUAACCGAACACUUAAAGGCUGAUUUAUUUUGUCAUGAAUACCCCAAAGAUUUAUAGAUCUCUGGUCAAAGCUCUAACUCACGGCUGUCCUUCUCUCUGCUUUUGCAGCUAUUACAGAACCAAUGAAGUGGAGCAGUUCCAGUAUUCCAGGCCCUUCAGGAAAGGUGAAAAGGACCCAGACAAUGAAUUUGCGGUGAGUACUUUUCAAAAUUUCCAUCAAAGCACAGAGCUAAUAUGCAUGAAAAUCCAAAAUGGGUGAAAACAUGCCUGUCCUUUUAGAUAUUUCCCUCUGAAAACUAAUGAAGACACUUGGACAGGGGAGGAUGAAUAAACAGCGUUAUUGAUAUGAUGCACGCCAUGUUGGGACGUGAUUUUCAGUUAGAAUAAAGCAAAGAUGAACGAGAUGAAAAGGAAUAUCUUCAUCUGGAGUGGAGGCUCAAAGCUGAGAGGGCUGGUUAGAGACCAAAGUUGUAGAUUUGAAUGAAAGAACUUCUUUCAGAGCUGGAUUUGAUGUGAAUUGGAGGUGAGCGCAUUAAAGGAGGGUUACACUGAUCGCCUAAAAUUACAACUGACAGCCGCAGAGAGAAGAACAGCUUCAAACUCUGACAGCAAUGAGAUUAUUGGCUCUCAAGAACUGAUGCCAAAUGCGAUUGGUUGGAAGAAGGAACGAAACAUCCAGAGUCCGCUGAUGAAUCUGAAGCAAAAAGAGAAAGAAAGAAAGAGAGAAAGAGAAUGAGCGGAAGGAUCUAAAUACAGAGGGAGCGUGAAGAUAAGGCCCCCGGGAUCAUAGUAGGUUUUUAAGCCAAUUAGACAGAGUGGCCGACUUCCAGGUCUGCCACGUGACGCACAGUGGCCUUAACAGACCUUUUCCCAAGUGCCCACUGUGAUCCUAUCUGAGGUCUAUCCUUCGCUGAGCAAAGACAGAAUUCACUUCAGACUGUCAGAAAAAAAGGGGAUUUUUGCUCUUUAUUUGCUGGAUAUUAGGAUGUCUGUAAUUAUUUCUGAAAAGCUGUUUCCGCUCUAAUUUGCAAACUCAUCUUUCGAGGAUAAAUUUCCCCCAUUGAUUGCAGAAGCUGACACAGAAGUGAGUAACUUCAAAAUAAGGUCAAAGAUGCAGUUUCUUUUGAGUAAUUUAACAAAUUUAUUACAUCUACCGUGGCGUCAAGUUUUUUCAUCCAUUUUUCAGAGAAGAUCGGAGAUUUAGUGAGGCUGUUUACAUAACCCUCAGCAUCAGAACAUUUUGGUGAAUUAUAGGCUUAAUUAUUGAUUGUUUGUCAAGAACAUCUCAUAAUCAAUCUUUAUUUAUUAUGAUGAAAUCCAAUUCUGUCUUAAUCCACUAUGAGCUGAGCGCUGUGCAGUAUUCAGCAAGUUCAUUCACGCUGUGAAGGGAGACCAUCAGCACUCAUAUACUGAUAUCACCAGGAGCACUGCUCAAGGACUGGGGAAGAAGGAGUUGCACCAACAACCUCCAAAUCCAGACCCCUGAGUAGGGAUGGGAAUUGUUCAGAAUUUAGCGAUUCUGAUUACUUUAUCGAUAUGAUUCCUUAUCGUUUCUCAUUGAGUGAGAAAUAAGUUAAUCCAAAUAGGUUUGUUUGCCUUAACUCUUUAAUAUUGUCACCUUUGGACAGAGGAUAUGGCGCAUCCAUGCACUAAUAAUUUGUUAUGUGACCUACCCUUUGACCACAAAUCUGCUCACAGCUCGGUGACAUUCGUUUAUCUUCGCCUCUCUCAUUUUACUCUUCUCUUCCUCAAUGAAAGGGGCCACCAAAGGUGCGUGAGAGCUACCCGCUGCAGCCUCUGAGCUAGCAUCAUUGUCAUCUAAAUGUAACUUAAGGAGAUGAAGAGUAUUUAUAUCGUGAAAAGGGGGUUAACAUGGCGCUAACAGCUACAUAGCAGACAGGACCUGGAAAAGUUAAACGUUACCUUGAUGACACCGAGACGUUAGCUCUGCUCCUGCUUUUGCUUGUACCAGUCUAGCCUUUGCUACGUAGCGUAUCAAACACGUUACACUUUCGCAAAUUAGUUGAAUGCUGGGUGGACAAAUGUUUCAGCAUAUCGGAAGUAUUUCCCCCGUUCGAUGAAAUUAAAGCUUUGCAAGUGCUGCAAGUAGCCCCGGUCGUUUAAAGUGAACUACAGCCAAACUCUGGAGUGCUUUUGCCUCGAAAGUUCUGAACAAAACACACUUCUCGCGUUCUACGUCAUCACGCAUGGAGACGUAAGAGGAACCGAUAAGCAGAAUCGUUCAGGAGGCAGACAAACAAUUCUUAGGAAUCGAAUCACUGGGAACCGGAUCUAACAAAGAACCGGUUAUCGAUUCUCUCUCGUCCUCUCAGACUGCAUCUGUGAAUCAGUCCAGCCUACGAUCCACUCCGCCUCAUCUCUGUUUCAGUACCAAGUUUGAGACUUAAGAAGGUUGCUGUCAUGCCAACAUCGGGACUGUUAUCCUUUCAAGCCAGAUAAGAAAUUUGGCUUAGGACUGAAGUAAACUCCAAAUCCACUCAUCGCAGGCUCACCGCAGACACUGCAUUUUCAUCUGUAGAGCUUUUGAUCCAUUGAUUGCAGCAGAAGUGUGAAAGAAAAGUAUAAGAACAAAUACAUCAGACUGAAAAUGAAUCACUCACUGAGUCAUAGUGUCCUCAGAGUUGUGUUAAUGUUUUUUCUUCAACAUAACGAUCACAGAGGAUCAGAGCUGACGUCACAGCGCUCUCGGAGGAUGAGGAUAAGUUUUAUCAGAACAUUUUCAUGAGAAUAUGUGAAUGGGACUCUUCCUCCUUCAGUGCUGAAGGAGGAAGGUUGUUGUUGUUGUUAAAAUGGUAUCCUCAUGUAUCUUCUGCCUCACAGACCAUGUGGAUCGAGAGAACUACCUACAUCACGGCGUACCGCUUCCCCGGGAUCCUGAAAUGGUUUGAAGUCAAGUCUGCCUCAGUGGUAAGCAGCGGUCGUGACGUCCAAACUGUGCUGUGAUCAUUUAAAACUUCCUCUCAUUAACCACACUCUUCAUGGCCGACAGGUGGAGAUCAGCCCUCUGGAGAACGCCGUAGAGACGAUGGAGAUGGCCAAUGAGAAGCUGAGUAACCUGGUGCAGCAGCAGGCCUGCGACCGCUCGCUGUCCAUCAACCCGCUGUCCAUGAUGCUCAGCGGGAUUGUUGACCCUGCUGUCAUGGGCGGCUUCUCCAACUAUGAGAAGGUUUGAUUUCUGUAUAAUAACUCAGUUUUGUCGGUGUGUUGCACAUCAAGAUUGCAUGAUUUAAUCACUUCUAAAUAGACAAACAACAACAACAUAACAGCAGAUUGUUAAACACGCACAACCUGCAGAAAGCUGGGUAUUCACUCCUCAUCUGCAGUGUGUACUGUGCAGAGACAAGGUCAGUCCCUCCACCUCUGAUCCUCCCGUGGAAGCAGUAUCAGAGGCAGGACAGGGCAGAGAUGGUGGUACUGUGUAGCAUCAGAACCAGCGGGUCAGAACGGGUCGUGCCUCUCACACUCACGUGCUAAUACAGGGUCUAAAAUCACACCAGGACACUAAUAUUGUGUCAUUUUGUGGUGCAGUGUGUAGGUUUAAAGGUGUAGUGAUGCUGCAGUGUGUACAAGAGUUUCUAAGACUCAUACAGAGGUCCAUGAUCACUGAAAAACAAGCAGAAACUGGACGCUGAGAUUCAGACGUAAUGUUACAGUACAGGCUGAACCUCAAUAUAGAACUAAGCUAAGAGUGUUAGACUGUCUAAACUGAUCAGGUUUGAGCUCUGUGCUAAUGUCUUUGGUGCAGGAAUUGUAACCAUGGCAACCAUUUUAGUUUGCAUAAGAUAAGGUGACAUAAUACUUGAUAGUUGUUAAGAAUUAGGGGUGGGAAUCACCUGUGGCACCACGAUACAAUAUUAUCACAAUACUUGGGCCAAAAUACUAUAUUGUCACGAUACGAUAUUAUCACGAUACUUGGGCCACACUAUCAUAUUAUCACAAUACAAUAUUAUCACGAUAUUUGGGCCAUGAUAUGAUAUUAUAGAGAUACUUGGGCCAGGAGAUGAUAUUGUUGUGAUUUUUCACAUUUUGCAAUACAGUGAGUAUUGUGAUACAAUAUAUUGGGAUUUAUAAUUUUUUUUUCCAACUGUUUAGCUAAUUUAGCAUUUGUCUUUCUUUAUGUUUCUUUUUUUACACAGUAUUUUAGUUUCCUGUAUAUUUGUUGCACUAACUUUCUCCUAAUGUCACCUCUGCCAACCUCACAAACAGUUGAUUUAUUUUUUCCAUUAUCAUAGAUUUGACUUCAUAUUAGCAAUUAAUUUGAAAAAAAUGAGACGAUACGAUACGAUAUAUCACCAGACAAAAUAUUGUGAUAAUAUGCUGCAUUGAUUUUUUUCUUCCACCCCUAUCAAGUGAGUCAAAACUCAUGUGAGAAACUUUGCACUUUAAUGAUUUUGGCGCCCCCUGUGGACGAAGCAGCAUCUGUUUGCUUUCCUCAGAAAAGUUAUCCUGAUUUCUUUGGACAGUCAAAUGUAGAAAUAACUUUCACAUGAUCAUUCUUGUUGCUGAUGGGGUCAUUUAUAAGUCAUAUAAAAAAAUUCCUCACCGGAGCUUUAAAGUUAUAAUGUACAAAUAACCUGAAUGAUGAUGGUGUGUAAUGGCCAUGUAUACCCAGAAUGCAUUAAAAAUCGGAGAAUUGCUCUGACCCACAGCCCGAGUUAAGCUUCCUAAAAAGCCUUUUGAUGUUUCAAAUGACACGCAGACAUCAUGAGCACAUCAUAAGUUUGAUGUAGAUAGAAAAAUCAAAUCAAUAAACGAGGUCUCUACAGGCUUACUGUGUCGCUAAAUGGCGUGCAAUCCAUAAAGAAACGAUGCUGUCUGGCUGAAACACUGCCCGCUGGUUGCUACUUAGGGUCAUGUUGUAAAUUAUCUGAAUGGUCAUGAGGCAUUAUUUGUAGUAGGGGAAGUAGGACACCAAAAUGUAAUCCUGCCUGAGGUGCCAAUUUGGCCGGAUCUGGCCCCGGUCUCACAGAUGAUCAUUUCUAUCUCAAAAAACAUAAUGAUUGUACGGUCGGUGCUGAGUGGUCGAAACCAGCCCUGAAAUCCAAUAUUUAAGAUCAGAGAGCUCCGGUUGAAAAGUGUCACUGCUUCCAGGCUGCUCUGUGUUGUUGGACUUUAGCUCUCUUCAGACCGGGUCCAGGUUGUGUGCACAGUUGGCUCUGAGGUGGCUGAUUUGAAAAAGAGAAAAACUGCUCUCUAACAUGAAACUAACUUCAAAUACCGAUGCAGGCUUUCUAAGAGUAUUUCAUCCACAUAAUGUCCUGCUGGCCUCGUGCCUGAAAUGAGCUAAAAAGAUGAAUUCAGAAGGGGGGUCUCUGCGGCCUCUUUGUCAUGCUGUGGACACCUGUUUGUUGUCGCUCACAGCUACAUUUGCGUUUAAAAGCUGCCCGGCGCUCACUCCGUUUUCAUCCCGUUUAGGCUUUCUUCACAGACACCUACAUCCAGGAGCACCCCGAGGACCACGAGCGAAUCGAGGUCCUGAAACACCUCAUCGCCCUGCAGGUAAAUCCUCGCACCGCUGCUGUCAUUGACGGGCUUUAAAAGGGGGAAAUGUUUUGUUUCACUGAAGUGCCCCUUUUCCCCUCUAGAUCCCCGUCUUGGCAGAUGGGAUUCGCAUCCACGGGGAGAAAGCGACGGAGCAGCUGAAGCCCUUACACAACCGUCUGGUUACUUGUUUCCAAGACCUUCGGGAGAAAGUAGAGAAGCAUUACGGCGUCAUAACCUUGGUGCGUUGCCAGCCUCAAACUCGAUUUAACCUAAGAGGGUGCCAACUUAAGCUAUUGGCCCUCUUGCCUUCCUAUCAAACGCCUCUCAUUCAAAGCAGUGUACAUUAUAUUAGCGCAGGACCGUAAAUCCUCCUCCAGCCGGUGCAUUGCAACCUCCGAGUUUUGCUUGUCAUUGUGCUCCUCCUCUGCCAAGAUUCCCUGAUGACGCUUAAUCCCAUUUGUGUGUCCCAGCCCUGCUCGCUCACUGAGAGGAAGAAGGGUCGCGUGGGCUCCGUGGUGAUGCCCUACAUCCUGUCCUCCACUCUGCGUCGCAUGUCCACCAUCUCAACCCUCUCCAACGCCUCCUCGGGCCUCUCCAGCGGCUCUGCGUCCUCAGACGGACCCUCCCACGUUUCCUCCCACGAGUCAGUCCCCGUCUCCUGUCCUUGUUUCCUUCGCUUUGUCCCUGAAUGUCUCCUUCUGAAGAUAUUGUGUUUACUCUGAAUUCAUCUGUUCAAAUCAUAAAGAAAUAUCCGUCUGUCUGUCUUUACGUCUCUUUUCUUUGUCUCUGAUUGUUCACACGCAGUUCCUUGUUGUCCCGUCCCAGUGAUCGCAGGGCGUCUGUCUUGGAAGACAACAGGAUCGCUCGAAAGAACAGGAAGGAGUGGAGUGUGAGCAAAUCCCAGGUCCUGCUGGAGAGGCAGUCGGACGUAGAUGAGGCAUGAGCAUGUUUUUAUACACAGAUAUGUUUUGUGGUUUUCAUUUCCGCGUCCAGGAAUCUUCGAGCCAUAUCAUCCCGAUAUUAAGCUGCUGUUAUUCAGCUGUGAAUUGGGACUCCAUCAUGCUUCACCGUCUCACGCAGAGGCUUAUGUUUUUGUGUCCUGAUUUUCAUCAGACUCCUCCGGAGAGACAGCCGAGGCCCAAGAGUUUACAAUUAGGAGACCGGCGGCUCACCCUCUCCUUGUUUCAGGGCGUUUCAUCCCAGCUGGGCCUGUCGAACCCCCUCAGCCCGUUACCUGCCUCCCCACACACGCCACGCACGCCCCGCAGCUCCAGUAUGUAACAAAUAUCUUUGACAAACACGGCGCUGCAUGUCAUCUCUUUUAUUUCCUCUUUAACGUCUUUCCUUUCUCUCACGUCUGCCAACUCUGUGAAAGCACUCUCAGUUUAUUCACCUAAUCAGGUCACACACACUCACACACACACACACACUCAGACGAACACACACACUUAUCCACAUAUGCUUGCAGUCUGAAAGGCUUUAUUUCCUCUCCCCUGUGGUAGGUUAUUCAUCACUUCUCAGUGACAAUGAUGUCAAUACCAUUGACACCCCAGGGACCCCCCCACCCAUGCCUCCGAAGAAGCACCCUCAUGAGAUUGACAACCCCGGGUUCCCUUCAGAGGUAUGGCUGCUCGAAGGAAAUAAGCGCCCGCUCUCUAAUGCAUAUUUAAUGGCGUGUAAACGUUAAAAUAUUCAGUUUUUUUAUUUCAUUUGAAGCCCUGAACUUUCUUCUUCUCUUUCCCCGCAGUUCACUCCUCCUUUACCGAUGAAAAUCGAGAGUAAGCCUCCUCCCCCGCCUCCAAAAACGCGAAAGUCAAUGUUCCCCUCGUACGAGCACCCACCACACUAAAGCUGCACCCACACGCAGGGGCCUUAAGGUUUCACUAAAUCCUCAGUCUGGCUGAGCGCAGUUUCAUUUGUGGCGCUCUGGAAACGCCACAGUCGGGCACAGAUGCAGGACCGUCUACGUGGGAUGUUUGCAAAAAAUAAUCCGGGGAGGAGAGAGAGAAAUUUUUCUGAUGCAAGUCACUAAUAAUUCCAGCAGGCCUUUGUUCUCCAGUUUUAUCUGUUGUUUUGCAAUUAAGCUGCAAGAAAGAGUCCAUGUGGGGUUAUUGUUGUUGGAGGGUACCACUGUGCAGAAAUGAAAUAUGAGUGUGCGUGUGUGAGGUCACCCCUGCCUUGGAUUCAGCAGCGUGCCUUUUUCAGCCGUAAUGAUGAAACCCUGAUUAGAUGCUUGUUUUUUUUUUGUCUUGAGUCAGUUUUUUGUACAGAUUUUAUCUCUCGCAGGGAAAAGAAUGACCAAUGCUGCAACGAUAUAUUUUUAGCUUUUAUCCUAUAAUGGAGUGACACUGGAUGACUUGUUUCCCUUUAGCUGUUUAAAGGCAUUCCUAACCGACGUGUCCGAGCUGCAUUAGAAACACGACAAACUUGAUUCAGAGCAGGGAAAACAGUGUAGAGAAUGUAAGUGUGACGAUGACGAUGGUUUUUAAUUUUACUUUGAUCAAACCGGUUUUUACUCGGAGAGACACUGGAUGGCAUUACUGAAUGUGUACUUAUUUAACCUUUUUCCUGAUGAUUAUAAUGAUACUGUAACUGCUGCUCUCAGACUGAUCACACUGAUGCAGGUGUUCAUCUGGAGCGAGUUUGAUUUAAAGGAACAGUCCAACAUUUUUGGGGAGGUGUGCUGUUUUCGCAGGGAGUCAGCGGAGGAGGUUGAGCCUGCUCUCAUGUCUGCAUUGUAAAUACAGUACGCGGCGGGAGUAAGCUAACCGCUAACUCAAAAGGUAACAAUAUUUGCCUCCCAGCUCAGAGGCUCGCUAAUUAACAUUCUUUAUCUUAUGUAAUUAAAAUGGUAAAAACACGUGUGUAAUAAUUACAGUUUGUGUUUUAACAAGGGGGGAUUUGAGCAGCUGCUAGGCAACCAGUCCAGACGACUAAUUAACGCUCCUGGCCGCAUCAGAGUGCGGCAAGAAACGGCGUGCAUGUGUGUAAUUUAGAUGCUGGAUGGUGGAUUUUAAUGCACUCAGUCAGAUCACAGGUGGACAUACAGGUGUCCCGAUUGUAUCAUGCAGGCCUCAUAUGAAGUUGGUGGUAUGAGAUGCCUUUGUCCACUCUGGUCGGGCUCAUAUGUCAAGUACCUCCCACUCUCCCUGUAUCCGCGGCAACCUUCAGGCAGAGUAAUCGCCCGCCCUCCUCCCAUACAUGACAGAUUCAAUAUUACUCCUCUGUCCUGUGAAAACCUCAUUUUUAAUCAUCUCCUCAGUCACUCCUGCAUGUGAGGAUGUCGUUGGACAAAGAAUAUACGAGAUGCAGCGUCCACAUUCAUUAUGUAAAGGACAGUAUUUCAUUUACUCCACACACAGGAUGAUUUUUGCAGAGGAGUGACGACCCAUCAACAAUAAUCCAUCAUAAUUUAGCUCGUAUCGUAGCUCUCACUUUGUCUCGAAUACGACUUGAAACCAUUUGUUAUCAUCAGUGUUUGAAAGUCUAAUGAAGUCGAUUGAGACGCCGCGAUAAUUUACAUGCGAAGAGGGAACGCGAGAUCAGAUCGUAAGUAGUCGCUGGAGACGCGUUUAGAGACACACGACGAUGAAAAAGUGAACACUUGUACUUGAUUAUGUCUACUUGUGAUCUGAUCAUUCAUUUGGGAAAUUAAUAUCCAAAUCCUGUAUUAAUUGAAAACAGUGCAAUGAAAACAUAUCGUAGACAAAGACAAGGAAAAGCUUUUCAUUUGAAAUCUGAUGUCACCAACACGUCUGCAAAAGUUUGGACAGGGACAUGCUGACCUUUGAGUUUUAUCCCCUCUCCUGUAAACAACACUGUAAAGUUUGAGGUCCUAAGGAGACCCGUUUCUGGAGUUUUAAAAGUGAAAUACGGUCCCAUUCUAGCCUGAUACAGGAUUUCAGGUGCUCAUCAGUUCUGGGUCUCCUUUGUUGUAUCUUUUCUUUUAUGACCGCCUCGUAUUUUUCAGCGGGUGACAGGUCUGGACUGCAGGCACCCUGGACUGUCUCCUACAGAGGAUGUGGUUUGGCAUUGUCUUCUGGAAUAUCAUGGCAGCACAUGUCGCUCCUAAAGUUUUACCUUUUGUUCUGUAUUAGUGGAGCCCAGAUGUGUCCCUGCCUUUUAAACUGAGCACUGAUAACAAACCAGGGGUCCCUCCUCUAGCAUCCAUGACUUUGACUGGUCAGACCUGUUUUUGCAAUUUAACACUGAAGAAGAUGAAAUUGAACUAUUAGCUCACACAAUCUGCUGCAAAUUAACCUAAUCAGCUGGUAGAAGUUCCUCCAGGUGUUUUAUCAGUGUUACAGCAUUUCUUUAAACAUGUUGCUGGCAUCAAAUUUAAAAUGAAAAAAAUAUUCUUCAUGAAAUAUUCCAAGUUUUAUAUGUCUUAAAAGUUGAAUCUGCACUUUUGACAACUGCUGAAAGGGUUAAAAUGAUUUGCAAACCAUCACAUGUAGUUUUUAUUGAGAAUUUAGACAGCUUCCCGACUUCUUCAUAUGUCAAAACUAGCAAACAGGCCACUUGCAGAAGUUUUGAUUCCCUCUUAUAACUCCCACCUGGAAAGUAAAACAAACACCCUUCCCAAUUUUCCGGACUGUUCCUUUAAAGACCUUUUUUUAAACUCUGUACGGUACAAGCAUUAAAGCCUUGAAGUUCACUUUAGUUAAUAAUUCAGGUGUUGGUAGAUUAGCUUUUUAUUUUUGCGGUUAAUUAACUGAAUUUAAAUUAUUGUUAUUGGUUGAAUAUCUCCAUUGUUUUGCACACUAGCUGUGUACAGAGAUGGUUUACUUUAAUGCAGCAGAAACAAGUCUAAUAUCGGUAUAGCCUUACUUUUUUAAUUGUAGAAAAACUAUAUUUGCACCUCCAAUCUAUGCAUGUAAGCUGUUUUUACAAGAUCAAAAUGAGAUGCUUAUUAGGUGUCGAUAUUCAGAUUUAUUUUUACAUUUCUAUGUUAAUUUUUUUUACAAGGGAUUCACGUUUUUGUACAGUACACAUUUCCUAACAAGCAUCAGAGACAUUUUCUACAAACAUUGCCUCAAGAGGUGUAUAAUGAUCUUUUUUAUGAACAAGCUGUUGUUGACUGAACACAAAUAAAAACUUUAUGAAAGCGCCGACUCUCAUUAUGUGGUGACAUUGAUUAUUUCAGAAAGGCAUCUUCAUCUCUUAACUACGAUCCUGUCAGCUGAGUGAAUACAGAUUACUCUCCGUGCCCUCGCUGGAGAACUCGCUGACAUUUGGAUGCUGCUGAUAGCCAGAAAAAUUACCCAUGCAAGCUCAAAACAUCCAACAAACUGGCAUGAAGCUGGUGAUUUAUGCAUUUCAAACUCAAUUAGAGUAGGAGUAAGAAAAGAGAUGCCUCUGACGCCUGAGCUUUCUGUGGAGGGGAGGAGUUUAGGAGAUGUUUACAGGAGUUAUGUGAAGGGUGCUGGUCUUGCUAAUCUGGAUUGUUAAUGGCUUGUUCCUUCCUGUCAGGCAGAGCAGCCCAGGAUAUCACUCUGCUUCCAAGUCUCAGGAGCAAUAACUAUCUGAAGUGCGCGGCUGCCUCCAUGGAAACGCUCUCCAUACUGUGGAGAUGUUUACAGCCUCCUGAUGUAAAGAAGCAGAGGACAUCAAUCACAGCCCUCUCCCUCCUUUCAGCCUGCAUCCUCCACUGACAAUAGAUGCUUGACACAUCUGUGUCUAAAUUUAAAUUGUUACACAGUUGGAGGCUGUAAACACACACAGGGUUUCCAUACCUUUACACUAGAUGCUACAGCACUGGGGUGUUUUCUGCAACACUAAAAUAGACAUAUGGUUGUUUACAUACAGUUUUACUGCAAGAUUUUAGGGGCAACUUUGUUUUUUCUGCCACUUUAAUUGAUCGCAGACACACUUUUCAUAUCACUGCACUAAUGAGACAUAACUUUAUGGCAGUAUUUGCUUUCUGCUUUAAAAUAUGAGACAAAAUGUGCAGAAUUGCUCCGUAUAAGUAGUUCUGAGUGAGUUUGGCUCGUGAUAUUUGGCAAAGAAAACACUGUCUGGUUAUGUGAAUGUCUUUGUGUUGUUAUUAGCUCCACUAAAGAGACAUUUACUCACUAAACCUCUCAGUUGGCUGGGUCUAAUAACUGCUUAAAGCCUAAAUAUGUAACGUUUUUAAAGCUUUUACCAAAGAAAAACAAACGUGAAAUAUUAGAGAAAGGCCAAAAAAGAAGAAAGUUUGUGCGUCUUCAUCAUUUUUGUUGCUACAUUAGGAAAUUUGUGACCCCUGAGAUGAAUGUGGUGACCCCUUUUGCGGGGUCAGGGCCCUAUGUUUGGAGCCAGGGGACUGAACUACCCGGCUGUUUACUCAGUAGUGACAGUUAAUUAGCUCCACAUGGAUGAGCUGCAGACAAAAACUGCUGCUUUUACAUGAAUGCAGAAGAGCUUACAACCAGAGCUUAAUUUGGAAAUCGUAAAGGUGCCAGAACGCAGAGUACAUAUGACCACUCAGGGAUGACGAGACGGGCACAGGUCGCAGAACAUAUAUAGAAAAAGAGCUGAAAACAACAUGCAAAUGCCCACUUUCCACGCUGUGGGACUUACAAAACUCAAUUUCAAAUAUCCAUGGUAUAAAUGUUUCGGAGACAAUUUACAAUUAUUUAAGGUAGGGCUGGGGGAUAAAACAACAACUAUAUCGAAAAUCAAUUUCCCUCAAUAUCAAUUUAAAAAAUGGUCAAUAUGCUUUUCAAUAGUCGCCCUUCUACCAUGUUUUGGUAGACUAUACGAAUAGCCAAUGAAAAGGGGAGUUGAUCCAGGUCCGCUUCACGCUGAACCAAUCAUGUGCUGAAUUAGAACCAAGUAGCAAAAAAACUACGUAGUAGCAGACAGCAGCCACACGCAAACAUAGAACUUUAACAGGUGAAGCCGACAGCACUGUUGGUGAGAAAAAAGAAAAUAAGUGCUACCCCCGUCAGAAAUGAUUAUGAAGGCUCAACAGAUGAAGACAUCGUCGACAACACUGUUACGAAAGCGUCAGUGGUGUGGUGGUAUUUUGGUUUCUUGAGGUCGGACAUGAAGCAGAGUAAUGUGUACUGUAAAUUAUGUCGAGUACAUGUUCUCGCAAAGUUGGCGAGUAUCACGCAGCAGAGCAUGAGCAAUACAAAAGGUUACAAACGAGAGGAGCAAGAAGCCCAUGGCGCCUGUGCGGCCGAAACAGCCGAUCAUUCAGUCCACUUUCUCUAGAGCAACGCCUUACGACAAAGCGUUGAAGAGACACAAAGACCUCACAGAUGCAGUAGAUUAUUGUAUUGCAAAAGACGUGCUCCCAAUAAGCACUGUUAAAUUUAAUCUUUUAUAUCGUGAUAUAUAUUGAUAUCGACUGAUAUGAAAAAAAUUAUCAUGUUAAACUUUUUCCCAUAUCGCCCAGUCCUAAAUUAAGGCUCUACUAUAAAUUACUCAAAUCUUCCAUUAUAAUUGUUAUUCAAAGAUUUGCACGGCGGCCUCUUGAUAGACAUACAACAGUACUCACAUCACAAGCAUGUCCGGAUUCUCCUCCUCCUCUUUUUUCGGGUUUUACUCCGUGUGUCUGUGGAAGUUCUGUGUCCUUUAACCACCCACGUCCCACAGUCCUCUGCUCCUCCUCAGUCCGCUCUCCUCUCCCUCUCAAUCUUCCUGCUGUAAACCUGCUCAUGUCGCGGUUAUCGCCUGUUGCUGGUCCACCUGACUGACUGCUAGCCCUGUAGCCGGCUCCUGCUCCGGCUGGCGGUGAACCUAACCAGCUGCUGCCGCGGUACCCGCCUCCUGCCCCGGCUUGUCUAGCUGUCGGUGAACCCGGUUAGCUGUUGCGGCGCGAGCCUCCUGCUGCAGCCGGUUUUGACCGGUAACGUGACCACCGCAGCUUAUGAACGCUUUUCAGACUUGUUCUGAAGUGUUAAGAAACUCCUUUUAAAAAAAAGACAGUAAAGUUAACUGUCUUUUUGACAUGUUUUUGUAAAAUUUUAACCGUUUUUCCUCUCUGUUUCCCCCUCAGGUGUGUGUGGCGAAUUUCAAAUAUUUUUUUUCUGCGGAAGGGGGCGUGGUUCGUUUGCCCGUCUUUUCAUAAAUCUUACUGAACAACAUGAAAUUCUUGGAUUUUUUUCUGUAUAUUAAUAUAUGCAUGUUAUUAUUUCAUUUUAAACAUUUUUAUAUGUUUAUUGUUUUUCUUUUAUGAGAGGUACCGGAUCGCGAUAUUUUUUUUCCGUAGGAUGGUAGGGGGAAGGUCCCGCCUUCUCCACCUCUGAUUGGCUAGAUUCCGCCUUUUUCGCCUCUGAUUGGUUAUUCCUUGUGGCUGUGAAACGUCACGACACGCUCGAUUUGAGCGCGGGCUACGGCGGCCAUCUUACUCCAGUACACCAUUCUGGUACGCUCCAUGAUAGCUGACAGAGGUGAGUAAUCUGCAUGAUCAAAAAUAUUCUUAACUCGCUGAAAUCUUAACAGAUUUACAAACGGUUUUAUUUAUUACAGACCUCAAUAAUGUGGCUAUGAGUGAGGAUGCUUGGACAUAUUAAAAUGGCAGAUUUACUUAAAAAAAAAAAAAACACAGUUGUUUCACAGCUAUUUGCGCGCAAGGGCUAACUUUGAGUCACAAUGCAUGAGUUGUUAGGGCUGAGACCACAAUCGAUAUUUUAAUUUCUUGUAUGACAGCCUAUUCUUUAACUUUUCAAUUUUGUCCAAGUGACCAUCUUUGUGGAUGUGCUUGUGUUUAUCAGCUGUCUAACUUGGCUAACAGACUCGCUGUGACCAAGUACAUGUUGCAAUGUUGACCCAGCAGUUUUACAUCAGUUAAAGAGGCAGAAAUGCUCUUUUGAUUCAACAUAACUUACGUUGCACAUGAUUCCCAAGCUGUUUGGUUUGUUAAAAACAUCUAAAAUCGCAACAUGAGGUCAUUUAUUUAUUUAUGUUAUUAUAGUUAUCCCUAUAAUAGAAAUAUUACAAAUAUAACAUACAUGGAAUGAUUAAAUGUUUUAUAUAUAAAUGAUUUAAUAUAACUGCCUUGUGUGUGUAGGCCUAUAGCUAUUGCUCUGAAUAUCUGCUUAAUGUUUAUUUAUGAAAAUCCAUGGUUGAAAUUAUUCUUGAGUAUGCAGAAACAUAACUAAAACUCUGAGGUUUGUUACAAUUGGUUUAAAAUCAAGCAAUCUAUGGUUAUUUAAAUGCUACAUGCACCAUAGACUGUAAUGUUAUAAGUGGGCGAGUGUCCUGUAGCUAAAUGGCCGCCAAGUGUUUAUAUAUUUUUAUGCUGAAUCUGCCCAAAUAAGUACCAGAACACAGGGAGGCCAACAUUAAGGGGUGCCGGAUCUUGUUCCAGCAGGAUCCGGCUCAAAUUAACCCCUGCGUACAACCACAAAAUAUCAUACGGGGAUCAUGCUGUGUGUCGGGCUGUGAGGAGAAAUGUUCCUGCAGUAUUUUCACUUGUUGUUUGUACUUUUACUCAAAGUUUUAGUGCCCCUUUAGUUGUUUGAGGAGCACCCUCUGUCAGGACAUCAAACUCUCCCCACAGGGUUACCAUGGCGAUAAAAUAUCACACUUCUAUUACUGCCAUACUUCUGAGUAACUGGGAAAUAAAACACCACCACCAGUCAAAUAGAGGAAACUAGGCUUUUAUUUUGAAGUAUUCUGUUUCUGGUAGCUUAUAAAUAAUGUAAGUGAAUAAAAGCAUUUUAAAGAACUGUUAGACAGUAAAAAUGUUUAAUUGAUAAGAAACAUGAAGAGGCACAAGCUCGAAUGGGUUUAAAUUCACAACAAAUCUUAAGAUGUCAGUUUUUAAGAGUAUCAAAUAUUCUGCUGAAGCUACAGCUGCUUCUUCUUCUUCAUCUCUCCUUCAUUUUUGUGAGUGUGACAUCCGGCGUAAAUAGACUCACAAUAUUCCUAGAUGGUCAACACUAUUAUCUGUACAUUACAGCUCUUGAAGCAUUUCUGCACAGGAUCAGGAAGAGGCAGAUAUCAGAUUUGUCAACAGCGAGCAACACAGAUGAGAGUCGCUUUGAAACUGAGGUUGUCGGGGCUGUAAGAGCAAAACAUGAAAAUCUGUGAGUCGACACAGCUUUAAAAACAUCGCGUUUUCACCUCUUCUUCUUUAUUCAUAAAGGCUGCACAGGAGUGAACUUUUUAGCACUCUUCUGUCUUGUUUUUAGUAACACAAAGGGCUACAGCAUGCAUAAUUAGUUAACUUUGGGGCUCAGGUGGGCGAGUUUGAGAAAACCAGAGACACUCAGCCACAGCAGCUUCUUUUUACCUGAAUUUAAAUAAGUCUACGGUUAUGAGGAGUCAACAUUUCAAGUGUGGCUCCCACGAAUCUUUGGGCUUUUUAAGUAUCUUUUAAGAGUCUGUAUCCAUAUUUAAGAGUUUCAGGAAUUAAAAACUGUUGGAGGUGGUCCGUCUUUGUCUGUUUCAUCUUCAGCAGCUCAAAGAUACGAUGAAAAACCUUCCUCCCUGCUGUCGCCCCCUCAACAAAAAUGCAUAAUAUUCCAUAGUGAGGAUUUUCACUGACACUGGCCACUAUUUUACAAUAUUCAGCCAUCAUGUCACACCCUGCUCCCUCAGCUGGAAUGAGAAGUACAGUGGGGAUGGAAAUCGAAGCCUCGGUACGGCUUAAUUCCCCUGCAUCAAAGGAAGUUCUGGCCUUUCCUACUUUGUCCAUUUAGCAGCCGGAGGGAGUGACUCUGUGUGUGGAGAGGGAUUAGCUGCUCUAUUGUAUCUCUGCUUUGAACCUCACUAGGUGGUGCCAGAGGGUGUGAACUGAUGGAGCAUUGCAAAGAGGUCCAGUGCACUUCUGUAAACCUCUAUUUACUCAGGGAAGGUUUGCUCGGCCUGAGUGCACUCUGGCGGGAACACGCACACACACGUACACAAACACACAGCGCUGCAAUUACACACAAAAACACCUGGGAGAUGUCGAGUACAGGUCUGCACACCUCCGUUAGGGACAGAUGAACACAUCCAGGGGAGAAAAGUUGUGAUUUUAAGCGCCUUUUCCCUCCAAGUGUAUAGUUUUCCUCCUCAGACCGCUGCAGGAGUUUUGACUGGCAAGCGUCCAGUUUUCGCAGCCACUUUUGUCCUCCUGUGCAGCUUAAAUCUCUGCAAACCUGGCUGAGAAAAUUCUCAUAAAACCUCUGUGAUGCUAACAAAAAAAGGAUUCAGGUUGUGAGUACUUUCUUGUUUUAUUAAUAUGUUCUGUACUCUCACCAGUCACAUGUAUUUUUUAAGCAUUUUUAGAUGGGGGUGCAGAGUUGCAUCACAUCCAGGCAGCCAUGCUGGAGGAUCUAUCUUACAGGCCUGACUAUUAUUUGUUUCACUAAAAUAUUAAUAUUGGUCGGAAAGGUCUGAUGAGUGUGUGAUUGGGAUGGAAAGCAGGUUACCUGACCGCUCUUAUCUGUCUAACAGCUCCUGAACCGCUCUUUCAUCUGCCGCAUUGAUGUAAGACGUUGUAAUUUAUGGUGAUACAGCAGGACAGCAGUCAUUACCGAAAUUGCUAGCACAAAAGAUAAAAGAAAAGUUUCUGCAGAGUUUUUAAUAAGUCUAGACAAUGACAAAUUGAUUUCAGCUCAGAGAAACUCCAGCGUGAGCAAAUUGUGCUCUCAGUUUUUUACUUUUGCAGGAGAGCUGGAUUUGGCCUUUUGUUCUGGCACCUUCAGACACGACAAACACGGGAAUACGUCCAUGCUGAUGUUGAACUCGUGGAUGAGAGCCUUCCAGAAAGGCUUCUUCCCGUAGAUCAGCACCAUGGCGGUGACGGUGGUGUAAACUGACGUGAAGAAGAACGUGAGCAUGAUGAUGUUCUCGUGUUCAACUGCGAUCUGGUAGUUGACGUACAGGUCGAUGAUGAGGAAGAGGAUGAAGACAGCCACGAGGGACAGAGCCAUCCGGAUCACCCUCAUUUGUGAGCCCAGUUUAGGGGCGUGGGCUCCGUUGGUGCUGGCUUUCAUGUGGCGCAGGUGGAUGGCCAAGUGGGUGGAGAUGGAGAUGCAGCAUUUUAUCAUGAUGAGCCCCGGCAGGACAUCAGAGACGAUCAGGUAGAGGACUUCGUAGACCUUACCGGGGAGGGUGUCAGGCAUUAUCACGCCGCAGUCCUGGUUGGCUGUGGUGUGGUUAUCAGGGUGGAACACCACCAUCAUGGGCAUGCACGUACCCAGGCCGCUCAGAGGGAUGAGAAACACGGCUAAAGUGACGUGUUUGAGGAUGACGGCCUGGAUGUUGGUGUAGCAGUUGUUGGGGGUGGUGACCAGCUUGGUGCUGUAGUAAAACGUCAGGAAGCUGCUGUCCCACAUGAUAGUGAACUUAAGACUGAAGACCAGCAGCACCAUGAUGGUGUAAGGGAUCUGGACGAUGCGGCACUUAUGGUCCAGUUCGUCCAUGGUCAUCCAGAAGUAGCAGAUCAGCUGGUGGGCAAUGCUGGCGAUGGACAGAGCCACGAUGAUGGUUUCACUGGGACUCCACUUGUUGUUCUUUUUGUAGUUCCACAGACUCAUCAGCAGGAUGUAGCCGUUAAAGAAGACGGUGGUGACGCCCAGGAGACCCGUCAACGCCCAGAGCCCCACCUCAGCUCCACUGUACAUGAUUCCAGCUUCACUAAAAGCACAUCUGCACCAUCAGACUUCCUGGGAAUACGUUCAAACCGUUCCCUCAGUCGUCUGCGUGGGGUUCUGGAGUGUUUUGUUGAUGCCGUGUUCAAAGAGAUGACAAAAAGGCAAAAAAAAGGAUGAACACACACUCCCAAACAGAUGAUUCCUCUUUUCUGACUCAGAAUAGAUUCAGUCACUCUUUGUCAGCGGAUCCUGAGGGGGGAGAUUCACAUAAUUAGCUUUUAGAGGUACAAAAACAGACAAAAAUACGCUCUUUUGAAAUCUUGUAUCAUGGUUAAAUACAUGUGAAAUCUUCAAUUUGGGUGGCUGAGCACAAAAACAUGCAAAGGUAUGAAGGUUACAGGGAGACGCAAGUUUCAAUUUUACCUCAGAGGGAGUUCUUGUACGGAGGAGGAAGAGGCUCUUCAUCUCUCUGAACCUGACUGACAAUCUCUGCCUGCGAGUCGUCACAAUUGGAUGUCUGACUCGACACCUUUGGCUGCAGUCGCAGAAAUCCUUUUGUUUUCUUCUCGUUUGUUUAUCUUACCAUUAAUCCUCCCCUGAAGUUGCGUGCUGGAUCACACACCAAGGUAAAGUCCUGGGAUUUGUUCCUGGGCUGGGAUUUAUAUACCGCCGUUAUGGGUUUGAUUUGCAUCAGUUAUGACCACAGGUUGUGGUGUUGGGAGUAUUUGCACGCACACACACGCAGGAUAUGUCCUGGUGCUGUGACUUUACUGUGUGUCAGUCAAUGCAGCGUGGCAGCUCAGGCCACACGCAGCCAAACUCUGCAUGCAAAUGCUUAUUCCUGUUGCUUGGCCACAAAUUUGAAAACCUCAGACCAUACACACACUCACACAAACACAAACACACACACCUAUUUACCUGAUAAGAAAAGCAAAUAACCUCUGAAUCACCUUCAGGAGGUUUGCUAAUGCAACAGCUUAUCACUGUAGUCUGAGCUGAGGAGGACACCGACUUUGUACACAGACUCUUAACAAGAUGACUUGACCGAUGUUUUAAUUUCCCAUCAUUCAGACGCUUUUGUUUGCUUGUUUAAAGUCAAUGUUGUUACAAACACUUGAUGUAUCCAAGGGUGUGAUAGCACAUUAUCAUAUUAAAAAUCUGGCAUUUUAUGGGUUUUUUCUUGCUACCAAAUCAGUGACAUGACCUCUGAAAUCUGUAUUUAAAGGAUUAAAAAAUUCAAAGUUUUGAUAUAUUCAGUAUUUUUGAUCUGGACCAAUCUUGAUGAAGAGAUUUAAGCAAAAAAAAAGAAAAAAAUAUUUAUCGGAUAUGUUUUUACAGCAGCGAAAGUUAGUUGCUGCUUGAGAGCAAAAGAGAGUAGAAAAAAAUUAAAUCCAAUGUUGUGCAAAAAAUAAUUACAGAAUUACAGUUCCUCACCAAAAAUGAUUUCACUCCUUCUCAAAAAAGUUGAAGUUUAGAUUCAAAAUGUUGCGAAUAGCGUCCCCUACUGGUCAAAAAAGCCACAACACGACACAAGGGUUAACCUCCAAUCAUGCAGCGCCACAGAUCCUUAUUACAUCACGGAAAAUUAUCGCUCUGAUCUCAUGCGUAUCAUGUUGCACAGUUGGGUGUCCAUGUUUAACCUUCACGUAACAUCCGAUGUUAAUUGCUGUCCUUCCUUCCUGCAGUUCCUUUCAGCAGUCGAGUUGAAAGUAUGAGCGUCGUUCCCUUUGUUCAGCACUUUGUUGAUUCAGAACAGCUUGGAAAGUUUCUCCUGUGGGUCUGUGUUCAGUCCAGAUAGGUUUUCACUUUAAUGAGUGCUUCCAGUGGAUCUGCUGCAUUGAGUUUCUAAUCCGUCUCUGCUCCAGCAACCCGGCGCCCUCUGCAGCAGACACGCACAGCUUCUGUUUUUGCCAGACGCCGGAGAACGAUGCAUCCAUCAAUACAGAGCAGGUCGAGAGGGACUGAAAGUCAGACAACGGAGCAACAUCUGCUUGAAUUUCAAAAUGAAAUGCUGAGUUGAUGCCAGAUCAUGAUUUUCUUUAACGAUGUCACCAAAGUGUCAGCGUCAGUGCGCCCCGCUGUCAGGUCAGAGGUCGUCAGAGCUCAUCAUGGACGUAGAAAUUUGUUGAUUCUGCAUUUAACCCAGGAAACCCCACAGACCGGUGGUUCUGCCUUCUAAAAAUGUAUCUGUUAGGCGGUGAUGGAAGAGGGGGCACGCAGCCAAACAAGAUUGGCAUGCAGACAGACCAAAAGACGGAUCUGGAAGUUUGGCACAAGUCUUCUUUUGGCUGUGGCGAUAAGUCAAAGCUAGAAAACUCUUUCCAAAGAUGAAGGCACCAGAUAAUGGUAGAAAGAUUUUAUGUUUUUGGGUCAGCAACAGCCACAGUCAGUGCGCGCACAAAUACAAGCACCAGGCAAGAAUCGACUCAUUGACAACAGCUUUUGACAGCCGGUUGACCUGUCACGUACCGAACAUGUUUGUAAACGGUGAGUUGUACAUCAAACAAUGAAAACAUCGUCACCUUUUACAGCUCUGUACCUUUUUCACUUUUUCUAUGACAGCUUCCUCUAUUUUUAGGUCUGGAGGUUUUGUUUACCACUCGACUCCUUAACAACACAUUUAUGCCGUUUAACUUAUGUAUCAGAGCUCUGUAUCGAAGAAGAACUUUUAGGCCAGUUUCUGGUUGGAUUGAGCCGUAAACAUCAAAGGGAAAACCGUUCUCCAAACACAUGAUCCAGGUAUGUUAGUCCGACCAUGUGAAGCUCAAUUUAAUGCCACCCCUGUAUUUAAGAGUCCAGAUCCUGCCGCUUCAGUCUGAUCUCGAUUUGAGUCCCAACUGUUACUGAAACCUGGAGCUGUUUACCCAUUAAAACCUUCAUGAUGGUCUUUAAGGUUGUUCAGUCCCACUCCGAAUUGUUUUUUUACUACUUAAAGUGUUCUCAGUGGUCUUUAAACUGUUAUUAUUCUGCCAGAGUCUCCGGUAGUCUUCGUUCAAGUCUUCAUUUGGCAGUCGUGGCCAGAAGAGGAUUCAGACAAUUUUCCGUACUUUCUGGUUGGUUUCUACUGUCCGAUAUUGUAGCAUGCUAACUUUGUUUGGACUCGUGAAUGUUAUUCGAGGGCGUGGAGCUUCCCUCACAAUACAAGGGAGCAGCGUCUGCCUCUCAACCAAUCAGGUCGGGGAGGUGGAGAACGGAGUGGACCGCUCAAAAAAUCAAAAAUGUUGACCACACAGGCGUAAGGGAACACAGCGAUAUUGUGAUGUUCCCAAAUGUCAUCAAUAACUAAUAGCUAUUGACUGAAAAAAAGGAUGCUUCUCUAAUGGAUUCCUGCCUACCCCACCUUUAAUGACUUCAGAACUGUGUAAAAUGAAGCACCCACAAGUUGUGUAACAGCCAAAAUGAGGUACGUCAGGCUGAAAGUAGUGUUUCCAUGGAUGCCAGUAUUAGAAGUUUCUCUGUAGACGUCUCAGACUGACAUGAUUAAGGCUGAAGAGAGAGUAUAAUAGGUCUCCUGUAAACAAACCUACUGUUAGCCUGUCCUCCCUUCAUGAAAAGCUGAUUUAAAUGUAUCUGUACUAAUUAAUUCUACACUAAAUAACACAAAACAAUCCAGGGCCACAUUUCUAGGACAGAUUCGGCCUUAUUGCACAACAGCACAAAAACACGCCGAGGCUUUCUGAAUUCAGUGUGAGAGGACGCUGCAGUGCAUUUUUAAAAAUAAUUACCAACCCUGUUAGAAGCUCUGCACACCAAGAAAGUUAUUAUUAAAAGAGGAGAUUAUGUGGUUUCACAGAGAAGUUGCCAAAAAAAAUAUUUGUAAUUAAUUAAUGUUGCUGUUCCCUCAUGUUCAGGCACAGAUCAAAAGACAGACUCUUGUACUUACAUAAAAAAGCAUGGAGGAAGUGUCCCUGUGAUGGAUGUGCAACAGAGAGAUAAAGGCACAGACACAACAAAUGACAAGUUUUCAAUUUGUUCAUCGAAGAAGGACAAGAAACAAAGACUGCAGAUGCAAAUACUUCAUGUUUUUGGUGUUUGUGUGUCGGCGGUUAAAUUUUCAUGAAAGUCUUGUCUCAGAAAUGAUGACCUAAAGAGGAAAAUCCGGUUUUUAUUUGAUAUUUUCUCUUCCCUUCAGACAGACAUAUUGUUUCUAUCCACAGGUCAGUCAUUACAGAUGAGUGCAGGGCAGCGCCGGCCCUUUAAGGGAGCAUACUGUAGGAUUUAUUACAAAGGGAACUACAAACAGACACCACGUCCUGCAGCUCUUCCAAUUCAACAUCCACCUUUCAAAGACAGACUGAGGUCACGGCAGACAGGAGGUGGGGCUGUGGGCAUGUUUGUGACUCUGCAGGUUAGUGCCUCAGCCACAAGCUGUUUGACUAAUAACUAGUUUACUGGCUGCUUUUCAAAAACUAGGGAGAAGUACGAGAGAGAAAUAGGCAAUUUUGCAGCGCUUUGUUCUGCAAAUGAAAAAUGUUCCAGGAGGCAAAUACACACCGAGGAUCUGAAGCAAAAACAACUUCACUGUCUCCCAAUUUUCUGACUCAUGAGCAGCUCAAACUUUCUGUUUGUAUUUACCAGUUACAGCCGUGAAAACAGCCAGCAGGCUGUGAAAACUGACACUGUUUAAACAUGUUAAUGCUCAAAGGUCAGAAUUUGAACAUCCAAUAUUUGCAAGAUUGUCAUUCCUUCAUACACCCUUCCACAUUUCUGCCACUAAAUCCUCUAUACAAUGUUUGUGCACCUUUUUUCAUCAUCAAUCAUGAAGUCUGAGUUUGUUUUUUCUUUUUAUACUGAAAGGAAAUUGACGUCUAGUUUUUUUAGACCUGAUUUUAACUGUCUAGAUUCUGGAUAUUUUUAUACGGAAUGUAGAUGUUGCACUUUAACCCAGUAUUCAAUAACUAUUUAUUUCAAAAAUUUCAAAACUGUGAGUUGCAUAACUGAUCUCCAAGUACUUAACCAAGAUAGUUAUGAUAGCCGUUGAGCAAUAUACAGUAUAGUAUAGAUAAAGCCCAGGUUUAGACUUGGUCUAAAUGUAGACAUCUAAAAAACUUUAAUUCUUAGACCUGUGGUAGCAGGAUUUUAGACCAGUCGUCUCGGCUACAUUUAGGUUGCGUUCACACCACCCUCGUUUAGUCCGGUUGAACCAAACCCUGGAGUGUUUACCCCCUUGGUGCGGUUCGUUUGGGUCGGUGUGAACGCUGACCUCGAACUGUGGUGCGGACCAAAUAAACGAACUCUGGUGCGGACCUGAAGAGGUGGUCUCAGACCGCUAUCAAGCGAACUCUGGAUCGGUUCAUUUCUGGUGUAAACGUCAUUCCACACUAAUCAUAGGAAACGCACCACACACGUCAUUAAUGCCUGUCGCCGUCUCGUCUUUAUCCGUCUGUUGUUUGCAGCACAUCUACUCCGGAAGGUAUUAAUCAAUGCCGCAGUUUGUGCUCGCUGGCUAACAAGCCGUUCAUACGCGCGAUCGUCUUUUGAUACGCGCUCCAGAUGAGUAGCAAAAGCAAAAUCAGCCUACGAUGCUCCAUGACAGGCGAAGACAGCAGAGCGGGGUUUGUAUUCCCUCAUAAACUAAUGACCAAUAACUGAACGAUAUUCGUGGUCACGUGACUUCCAGUUCCAUUUUCUGUAGCGAUUGAAUUUUUCCUUUGUGAACGCAAACCGGACCAGUUAAACAAUCAAAAGAAAUGUUUCGUCUUGCCUUGGAUUCAAAUCAGGAAACAGACCUUUAGGUGUGAACAUGACCCUGGACGUCUAAUAGACCAAAUAAUGCUCAGUGAGGUUACAUCCUUGGUCAUGUUUUAAAUGUUAUUCUUGUCUUAUUGUUCUUACAAAUCCAGGACACAAAGCUUGAAUUUGCUUGAAUUUUCCCCCCUGAUGGGUCAUGUGACACUAUCCCUGCAGCUCAUUCUCCGUUCAAACAUCCCUCCGUCUCUCUCCUGACUCUCUUUGGCUUGACCUUUGCAGUAAAGAGAAAAACAAAUCCCUGCGAAAAACAACCUAAAAACAAAAACAAGUUUUAUUUUACACUCACAAAUAUCCAUGAUUUCACAGAGCUACAUAUGCAUCUUUAAAAAAACAUUUAUAUAUAUUUACAUUCUGUACCUUUACAAACACUUAAAAGGAAAUCUGUGUCAGAGAGAUUUACAUUGUGAGAACCUGUUCUUGUUUCCAGCAGUAAUGAAAGAGCUACAGUGCAUUAAGAAAAGUCAUGUUUGUCCAAAGGGCAGAGGUCAGAGGUCAGGUUUGGUAAGAGUCCCCAGUAGUCAAAGACCAGCGCUCCCAUUAUUCUCCACUUUAAAAAACAGCAUAUUGAACUGCAUCACUCAUCAGAUAUAUUAUAUAUUUAUAUUAAACGGAGUAUUUGUACAAAAGUCUUGUGAGGAUAAAAACACUGUCAUAGAGUCGGUUUGUUGUUACACGGGGUAUCCGUAUCUGGGGUCGUAUUUGAGAUCAGCAGGUUUCCCUCCUGCAGUAAUAGACGAUCCUGCGAUACUCCCUCCUGUGUAGACGGCGCUGCGGCCUGACCCCCUGUUCGGCAGGUGGCUCCUCACAGAGCUGUAGAUCACCCCUGGGUGGGUGCGGUACCCCAUCACCGAGCGUAGGCUGGAGUUCCUGCUGGUGGGUCUGCUCUCCGGGGCGGCGGCAUCCUCCCUGAGGAGACAAGUCAAUCAAUAACAGGGUCUCCAGGUCUUAUUAGGAGUGAGUUUCUUUGUUUUUUUUCUGGAUGGGGGGUUUGUUCGCCUUUUUGAGACAGAGGCAGAAAAGAGCUGGGGUGGAGAGCAGGGAGAGACGAGCAGCGAAGAAGAGGACCAGGGAAACACAAUUUAGCUGCUGGAAGAUCUUGGUUUGAAAAUUUAAGACUCUGAGAUCUCUCCAAAUCUCUCGUAGUUAAAAAUGUUUGAAGAGCGAACAAACAUGGUGAACGGCGGGCUGGCUCUUGAGUAUUUCCGACUCCUCCCUUUGUCACUUACACAGCUGUAUGUUUCACUCUCGUGUUGCUGCCACCUGUCAAAAAAGCCGGUUUCUGUUUCCGACAACCAUCACCUUUGUGUUUACUACUGUUGCCAUGGCUACAGUUGCUCUCUUCUUGACUCGGGCAGAUUCGCCCCUGAUACUCAGCUCUUCCUCUCUGUUUGGACAAUGUUGAAGGACACACACUCACAGUGGCUCCGUACAGCGCUCUCAUAGACACACCCUCAAAUCAUCCCUCUCAUUGAAAAGUCCAUUUCGGCGCUCAGCAGCGUCUCUUCACUUCUAUUUAUUCAGUAAGUCCUCAGAAGUUCCUCAUAAAUAUUCUUUUACUCGUGAAGGAGAGUCACAGAUAUUUUUCUUCCAAAGACAAAAGAAAAAAAGUGGAAAGACUGAGAGUCUGUGCGCACCACUUCACUGAUACUCCUUUGUAAACAGAAACCAGAGCCGGCUGGAUUUGCAUCCC